UAGCAGGGUUCAUAUCACAGCAAUAUAACUUUCCUCUCCUCUUCCAGAUCACUUCUAUUUUUGACCAGCAAUCUUUUGGUUGAAGAUUUCAUUUGCUCAGGGUGCCGGCUUUAAAAAUUCACUUCCAGUUCAAAUCAUUUCUUUUUUAACUCUAGGAAGUCGAAAUGCAAUCCAAGAGCCUGCAAGAUAAUCGCAAUAAUGGUAAGGAGGCAUGCUUGCUCUUUUCUUUCAAAAGCCAAAAGAAGAACUGUCUGGGUGGGAGGUUCGUAGUUGUUAUGACUUGCAAAGCUUAAAUCAGCUAAAAUUAAACUUAUAUAGGAAAUUGUUGAAAUGUGUCAAAUGUACCAGCAUGCUGAAAUAGCUCUAAGACUCAUUUUCUGGCAUGUGGGAAUUGGCAGUUAGUUCACCAGUGUCUCUUUAGUAUGAUAUCAAUGGGAAAGGAUAUACUGCUUAAUUAUUUGAGGGUUUUUAUUCAUGAAAUAAAAUGGGGGGGGGAUCUGAAAUCAAGCCAGUGGCAUUUUACUGCCAACACCUCUCAAAGUAUGAAGGAAAACUAUGUAUGUUAAAAUGUGCAUGAUGCAUUUGGAAGCUACUACAUAUGAUUACAUAUGACAUGUAAUCUGACAUUACUCUCGUCACUCCUGUGGCAAUUAGCCCACUCAGUGCUCGUGGCACUGGAACUUGCAAGACUUGAGAGGAUCCCAUAUUAUUCCAAAUUAGUUUGUUUAUCUGAGACAAUAUGCAAAGAGAUAUCAUGUUAUCUAGCAUUAUCAUGUUUUAAACCGAAUUUAAUGUUGUAUUUAUAAACUGCUGAAACCUGCCCUAGGAUCAUAUGGUGAAGGGUGGGAAAUAAUAAUUAUUAUUAUUAUUUCAACACAUUGAAAAAGAUUUUUAAAAAAGAUUUCUGGGCAGAAUCUUGUCCUGUACAUUGUACUGAGAUAUAUACAUAUGCAACCCCCACUGAACCCACUGAGAAUUACUCCCAGGUAAGCACAUAUAGGAUUGCAGCCCAAGUUAUUUUUAUUUGCAUGCCUUCGUUUUAAUGUGUCUCUUAAUCUCGCCCCCACCACAAUGUGGCUAUUACAUUCUGUUGAAAGUUCCCCAUUUAAACUGAGCUUACAUCAUCAGGAUGUACUUAAUGCAAGUAGUAACGCGGUAUAAUCUCUCUUCCGGGGUUGGAUCUUAAGGUCAAAACAUAUGAUGCAAGAGAUCUCUGUUUGGAUCUCUCUCUUUUUAAACAGCCAAUGGGGGCGGGGGGAGCUCUGUGCGUGUUUAACCCUUUUGCUUCAUCUGUUAUUCCUCAUUGAAAAUCCCAGUUGUUGCAUUGGUGUUAUUGGCCACCCACAAUUUCCACCUUGAUUAAUUCUACCUUAUUGUAACUCCAUAAAUUAUAGGGAGUCUGACCCUGCAACUCAUUCCACCUGUAUUCCACCUGACUUUGACCUCUUCCCUCCCUCUUCCCAAAGCAGAGUUAAUAAAUAGCUGCAUUAAGUGGGUGGUUUUGAUUGGGAAAACUACAGGAAAACUCUCCCUUUCCCUGGUGCCAUUGAUUCAGUCAUGAUUGAAGCCCUCGCUGGCUGCUUUAAUGUUGCUGUUUUAAAUUAGGUGCAGUGUGGUGCAAUGGUUAGGGUGUUGGUCUAAGACCUGGAAGACCAAGGUUCAAAUUCCCUGUCAGCCAAGAAACUCAUUGGGUGACCUUGGGCCAGACAUUAUCUCUCAGCCUAACCUACCUCACAGGUUGUUUCAGGGAUGGCAUGAAGAGGGGGAGUGCCACGAAUGCCAUAUUGAGCUCCCUGACAGGAAAGGUGGGAUAUAAAAGCAAAAAUAGACAAUACAUAUGGAUAAACAUCCAGCCGUGGAUCUCCUGGGUCAUGCACCUGUUUUCAGCAUCAUUUAUUUAGGACUCUGGCUAGAUAAGGGCCAGACCAAGACAUUUUGCUGCCUGAGGCAAAGGAGAAGAUGGUGGCCCCCACUUCCCAUCCAUGAAACAGACUUUCACUGCACCCGAGGACAGCAUGCUAGCUUGGGUGGGUGUGUGCAGCGCAUACCAUGCAUCUCACACAGCUCUACUCACUCUCAACCUUUCAACAUCUGCUGCCUAAGGUGGCUGCUGCACUCCUGCUAAUGGUAGGGCCGGCUGCAGUGUAAAGUUCAGACAUUGUUUAGAUGCAAAAGAGGAGAACCAUUCCACUCCUCCUGAAAUUACCUGCUUGAUACAAGUGUGGGUCAUCUUCUCAUCCCUUCUGGCAUAGCUGUACCUACUGAUGUUACACAUUCCUGUGCCGGUUGUGUCUUCCUGUUGGGUGUAAUAUUUUCUUUUUGCCCUUCCUCCACUGACAUUUCUUUUAUCUUCAGGAUAACAAAUGGGACCUGUGGUACAAUGCUGAAAUGUGUCCUCCCCGUUUAAUAAGAGCACUGUGGUUCAAGGUUCUGGCCAGUCUAGAGUACUUCCUUCCAUACAAACCCACACACCACAGUUUUCCAACUAGUACUUGACAUUCUGUGACUCAUUUGGGCUGGGUUUUUCUUCAGUUUGAUGCCCUAUUAGGGUUUGGGGUUUUGUUUUUAAAGUGUUUUCGUAGCUUUGAAAACCUCAAAGUUACCCUGAGUCUGCAGAUAGCUUCCCUCUAGUUUCUCAGUUGGCCCCACUUUGACUCUAUUUCAGUUGACCCUCGACACCCAAGUUCAUUAUUAGAGGGAACUACAGUCUGAGUGGGACGCGGGUGGCGCUGUGGGUUAAACCACAGAGCCUAGGACUUGCUGAUCAGAAGGUCGGCGGUUUGAAUCUCCGCAACGGGGUGAGCUCCCAUUGCUCGGUCCCAGCUCCUGCCAACCUAGCAGUUCAAAAGCACGUCAAAGUGCAAGUAGAUAAAUGGGUUUUAUCUACUGGCGGGAAGGUAAACGGCGUUUCCGUGCACUGCUCUGGUUCGCCAGAAGCGGCUUAGUCAUGCUGGCCACAUGACCCGGAAGCUGUAUGCUGGCUCCCUCGGCCAAUAAAGCAAGAUGAGCACCGCAACCCCAGAGUCGGCCACGACUGGACCUAAUGGUCAGGGGUCCCUUUACCUUUACAGUCUGAGCAUGAUCAGUGCAUGCAGGAACUGCCUACAAAACCCCACUGCUGGAAGUCAAAGCAGUGCACAUUCUCUGUGCGUUGCUAGUGCCGCAAAGGACCCUGGAGCAUGUUCUGAAACUUGCUGCUCCUUUUUUUAAACUGAAAAUAAAGUUUAGUUGCAGCAGUGCACCAGAUGAAAAUCAAUGUACUUAAAAAAACACACGAAAACAAACCUUUACUUUGGAAAGCACAGACGUCAGUGUUUCAGCAUGCGUAUCCUCAAAGUUGAACUCCCAAAUCGGGUCAGGUGAUUAUCUGCUGAAAUUGCAAAUCAGCCUUGUAACAAAAAACUUGCAGUAUCUUUUCUGGUGAUCAGAAGAGAAGUUUGCACUUAGAACUACAAAUAAAUUUAUGUAACCCAUUUUAAAGCUCUCACAAAAUGUUCUGCUGCUGCUAAGCGGAUUGCUCUACUUAACACAUUUGAUGAAAUACCUUCUCCAGGGUCAGGAACACUUAACAGAUAGAUCUCCAGAAAAGACAAAUGGCCACAAACAACAAAAGCUUCUUAAGUGAACAAGGCUGGUGGAUUUUUAUUUUUAUUUUAGACUUGCUUUGAAUUUGCCAUUCUUCACAAAGGCUCGGCUUGAUCUGCAGAAAGAGAUGAAAAUCCAUACAUGAGGUUCAUUUUGCCAUGACUUUGAUACUAUCUACAAAAGUAAACAAACCUUUUAACAAACUUUUGUGACUUUAAAAGAGAAAUAGACAAAAUUAGACAAAUUAUUGGAGGAUAAAGCGAAUCUACCAUGAAACUAAUAAAGUUUAAGCUUUGGGGCCCCUAGUCCCAGAGGGGCCCCAGAAGUGACUUCAUUGCUCAAAAAUUUGGGGUCUAGGAGACUCAGUUUGAGUCGCACAAUCCUAAAACUAUAAGGCAUAGGACAUUUUUAUUCACACCAGUGACUUUGACAUGUGGGAUAAUCCAGUACAGUGGUACCUCGGGUUAAGUAUUUAAUUUGUUCCAGAGGUCCGUUCUUAACCUGAAACUGUUCUUAACCUGAAGCACCACUUUAGCUAAUGGGGCCUCCUGCUGCUGCCGUGCCGCCAGAGCACAAUUUCUGUUCUCAUCCUGAAGCAAAGUUCUUAACCUGAAGCACCAUUUCUGGGUUAACCGAGUCUGUAACCUGAAGCGUAUAUAACCUGAAGCAUAUGUAACCCGAGGUACCACUGUACAACAAUUUUAACCAAAGUCUGAGAUGUAGUAGUUUUUUGUUUGUUUUUUAAAAUGUGAUGAUCUGUUGUGGAACAACCCCAUUGAAGAAGAUUACAGUGGUUACCCAGAUCUCAUUACUGGUUGUGAAGGGGCCCCCAUAACUGUUCAAGCUUCAGGGCCACAAAAAUGUGUGUCAGCCACUGGAUAAGCCUACUAGCCAUGAUGGCUAUGAUCUGUCUCCAUCACUGGAGGCAAUAUGACCCUGCAUGUCAGCUUCUGAGCGGGUGCUGUUGUGCUCAUGUCUAGGCUCCUCAUACGAAACUGGUUGGCCACUGAGAGAACGAUAACCCCCUUAACUGUCCCAAUAAAACCAAGACAUCCCAUUUUCUCGCACGAGAGCACAGCACCAUGAUCUCACCACCAAAAAUAGUGCUUUUGGGGGGACAGCACUCUUUUGUGGUGCCCCAAAAGGCACACAUUUGGGCACCGUGCUCAUGGGGAAAGCACGUCUUUUGGGGUCACAAUCUCGCACAGGUCACAGUCCCACACAUGAAAGUGGCCCUGGAAGACAGGCAUCCUGGGAUUUUUGCUUCGACGUGCUGGAGGGUAUGGAAGAAGAUGCUCCACUAGAUAGGCCAGGAUCUUUGUAUGUUCUUAACUAGAUGGGUCUUUGGUCUUCUUUGAUAUGCUGGGUUGAUACCGUUCUUCUGGGAUGCCACAGAGCAUAGUACAGUGAUACCUCCGGUUAAGAAUUUACCGUAAUUCGUUCUGGAGGUCCGUUCUUAACCUGAAACUGUUCUUAACCUGAGGUACCACUGUUAUGUACUGAGUUGAAUAGGAUCCAAACUGCAGCAGUCUGAUUGGUCCUAGAACAAUAGGAUUCAGAAUGCAGCAGUCUGAUUGGUCCUAGAACAAUGCAGCAGUAUGAUUGGUUGGCAGGAACCACCCAAUCAUGCUCCAGAUAGAAGUGAAUCCACAACCUGAUUGGCUUACAGUAGAAUUCCGGAAUUAGCCAAUCAUGUGCAGCCCAUUGUGUAAAUAAUGUAUAUAAAGCAGAUACUUUGAGGGGACUUUCAUUCAUUCCUCCUCACCACUAUGAGCUGAAUAAAGAGCAUGAAAUCACUUUGCGACUCUGAGUAUAUUUCAACCACUUUAGCUAAUGGAGCCUCCUGCUGCCACUGUGCUGCCACCACACGAUUUCUGUUCUCAUCCUGAAGCAAAGUUCUUCACCCGAGGUACUAUUUCUGGGUUAGCGGAGUCUGUAACCUGAAGUGUCUGUAACCUGAAGCAUCUGUAACCUGAGGUACCACUGUACUAUGUUUAGUGCUCUGUGGCGUCACAGUUUUAUUCCAGUUCCCACUAAGCAAUGCUGUGGCACCAAGGAAGUACCUAGUGUGAAAGAAGCACAAUUCUCAGAACAAUAUUGCAUGUCCCAGAAGUUUAUUUUUGCCAGUCAAAGCCCUCAAAUCUGCCCCAAUCUCUAAACUUUGCAUCCCCUUCGUCCGCCCCCCUUCUGGCUGAUGGGUGUGACAUAAUUCCAGUAGCCACCAACCAUCAAAGAUUCAAAUGGUCGGAAUCAGUGCCAGCCUAGGAAAGUACUUUGAGAGAGACUGAUGACAUCAGUGCAUUUGCAGGAAAGUAAUCCACAGAUGGGAAUGAGUCGCCUUCUGGGUAUUCAGUAUGGUUAAGGAAAAAAAGAGCCAAAGCAAGAGGAGUGAUUUUGUGGGAACUCCUACUAUGGAAAGUGUGGUUUUAUCAGCUGAGCAUCAGUUUGCAGGAAGGCUAGUAGAGAACAGCCAGCAUCAACUUCUAGGACAGGCAUCCCCAACCUUCGGCCCUCCAGAUGUUUUGGACUACAAUUCCCAUCAUCCCUGACCACUGGUCCUGUUAGCUAGGGAUCAUGGGAGUUGUAGGCCAAAACAUCUGGAGGGCUGAAGGUUGGGGAUGGCUGUUCAAGGAUGUCCAGCCUUCUCCUGAAGGGAUCCAGGUACCAGCUAAAGCACCCUGCCUUAUCUCCAAAAUCCCAAACCUGCCCUACAGUUGGCUCUGGAGCAUCAGUUAGGUAUUGUAUUGAAUGUUCACCUGAAGACCAUACUCUGGUGGGGUCCGAACUCUUUUUCCAGACUUGCAUUUCUCACUUCAGACCUUCUUUGCAGCUUAUUUAACUGGGGUGAUUUACUGACUAUUACUUCAUCUCCAUUUUUUUUGUUUUGUUACUUCACCCUGAUUUCUUUUUGCUGUCAUCAGUAACAUUACAUAAAGGUAAAGGUAAAGGAAACCCUGACCAUUAGGUCUAGUCAUGGCCGACUCUGGGGUUGCGGCGCUCAUCUCGCUUUAUUGGCCGAGGGAGGCGGCGUACAGCUUCCGGGUCAUGUGGCCAGCAUGACUAAGCUGCUUUUGACGAACCAGAGCAGCACACGGAAACGCCAUUUACCUUCCCGCCGGAGUGGUACCUAUUUAUCUACUUGCACUUUGACAUGCUUUUGAACUGCUAGGUUGGCAGGAGCUGGGACCGAACUUAUUUUACAAUUUUCAUACCUCCCUUCAAUAAAUAUUUCUAGAGCAGUUUACAGUGUGUGUGUGGUGGGAGGGAAGUCUCAGUGACAAUAUCACUGAGGACCAAUUAAGCUAAGUCAGAGUGAGGGCAAGGCGAUGUAGGAAUUGUUUUCAUCCCUCCGAAUGUGCAAAAAAACUUGCCCGGGAUAAAGCAUUUUAUAGGCAGGGCUUUUACUUCCAUAGUGGCAAAGACUGUUUAAAGUAAACUCUACCUAGUAAUAUUUUAAUAACUUUUUUUUAAACAGCAAAUGUUUAUAACUUUGCUUCUUGUAAACCAAUUCCAGGAAUGGGCCCAUAACCAUUUCAGAUCAAAGUCCACACUUUGCUUUUUUAGAAAUUAUCAUUUGCCAGUGCAAUAUAAUUCGAAUGCCAAGUUGUAAAUCAGGGACAGUGUUUGAGAAAUGCCUCGUCAUGCAGGGUAAUUUAAAUUAAGAAGCUGUAGUAAGUGCUGUAAUGUGAGAUACGAUAGCAAAAAGGGGAAUGGAAAUUUCUCUCACUCAAGGCACACGGGCAGAGGAGAUUGUUUUACUGACGGCUUAUAGCAGCAUAGCGCAAGAUAAGGCAGGUCCAAAACCUAUGAUGACAAAUGGACUGAAUGGCAUCUCUGAAGCAAAGGUUUACAAAGCACAAGGGGAGGUGAAGUUUUCGGGGAGGCAUGAUCAGUUGCUAGGGGAGAAUCAAAAUUCUACAGCCUACACCUACAAUCUGAAGUGGUACAGUCUGUUUUGCUACCUAAUUCUGCUGUAGGGAGUCAUAGAAAGAUCUACAUUGGCUCCCAGUACCUUUCCGAGCACAAUUCAAAGUGUUGGUGCUGACCUUUAAAGCCAUAAACGGCCUCUGCCCAGUAUACCUGAAAGAGCGUCUCCACCCCUAUCAUUGCUUUGGGCAAUGUAUUAUGCUGCCCAGAGCACAAAUAUAAGGCCUGAGACCAUUUUGGCUUGCACUUUCUGAUUUCAUCGUUUGUCUGGGUAGUAACAAGUAGAGAUAAUUUAUUUCUGUUUCAGAUACAAACCCAGAAUUUCCUCCAGGGCUUAAGCUCAUGCAAUAACUUCAGGAAGAAAUGUUUGAAAGUGUAACCGCUGCCUGAAUUUCUUCAGUAACUACCGUAUUUUUUGUUCCAUAAGACGCACUUUUUCCCUCCUAAAAUGUAAGGGGAAAUGUGUGUGCAUCUUAUGGAGCGAAUGCAGGGGGGAGGCAGGCAGGAAAAGCCCCUGCGGCUCUUGCGGGCUUUUCCCCAGGAGGGAGAAGGGAUUGAUGCGGCCAGUCGGUCCCUUCUCCCUCCUCAUAGAAAAGCCCGCAGGAGCCGUGCACUCCUUAAAGGGUGCGCGGCUCCUGUGGGCUUUUCUACUAGGUGGGGGAAUUCCCCCACCUUGUAGAAAAGCCAGCAGAAGCCGCACACCCAUUAAAGAGCGCACGGCUUUUGCGUGCUUUUGCGGGAGGUGGGGGAAUUCUAGGUGCACCCUAUGGUCAGGUGCGCCUUAUGGAGCGAAAAAUACGGUAAAUCUAUCACUGCCUUUUUCAAGAGAGUACAGUGCUGCAGAUAGUAAGGACAUAAUGAGCUGACGAAGUAAAGUAGCAGCAUCUUCCUGCAGGAAUUAAAAUUCUGCAGUUCCCUUUGUGUUUGUGAUCUUUAGCAUAUACACUAGAAUUAGGGUGUUUGGGGCUAGCCUGGGGAGUCUGAACCCCAGAUCUUUUGUGCUGAAUGGGGUGAAUGUGCACCUAAAGGACCAAAUGCACAGUCUGGGAGUCAUUUUGGACUCACAGUUGUCCAUGGAGGCACAGGUCAAAUCUGUGUCCAGGGCAGCUGUCUACCAGCUCCAUCUGAUAUGCCAGCAGAGACCCUGCCUGCCUCCACACUGUCUUGCCAGAGUGGUAAAUGCUCUGGUUAUCUCCCGCUUGGACUACUGCAAUGCGCUCUAUAUGGGGCUACCUUUGAAGAUGACUCAGAAACAACUAAUCCAGAAUGUGGCCUUUUCACCACAUUCAUUGUACUGGGACCAGAAAAUCCUAUUGUUGCCCCCACAGCUCAGAGUAAGUCCUGAUAGCCAGAGCUGGUUUUCCUCUUCUGAAAUUUGCAAAAAAAACCAUAUGCAUCUAUACAUAUAAAUUAGCAUGUGCUCUUUUAACUGGCCUAUGCUUUGAGCCUUUUGCAUUUCUAUCAAUACCCCUGCACCAAAUGCCAAUUUCCAGAUGAUUUCAAAAUGGCUUAUUUCCCCUGAACAGAGCUUUUAGCUUGUAAGCUGCAAUCUGUCAGAUUUUCAAGUAAGAGUUUUCUGGCAGAGGUUCUUUCUACAUAAUUCAAACUGACAGUAAUUAAGCUGAAACUUAUUGUAGAGUAGGGACGUGGGUGGCGCUGUGGGUUAAACAACAGAGCCUAGGACUUGCCGAUCAGAAGGUCAGUGGUUCGAAUCCCCGCGAUGGGGUGAGCUCCCGUUGCUCGGUCCCUGCUCCUGCCAACCUAACUGUUCGAAAGCAUGUCAAAGUGCAAGUAGAUAAAUAGGUACUGCUCCAGCGGGAAGGUAAACGGAGUUUCCGCGCGCUGCUCUGGUUCGCCAGAAGCGGCUUAGUCAUGCUGGCCACAUGACCCGGAAGCUGUCUGCGGACAAACGCCAGCUCCCUCGGCCUAUAGAGCGAGAUGAGCACGCAACCCCAGAGUCAGUCACAACUGGACCUAAUGGCCAGGGGUCCCUUUACCUUUUACCUUUAUUGUACACUGGUACCUCCGUUUUCGAACAUAAUCCGUUCCGGAAGACCAUUCGAGUUCUGAAACGUUCAAAAACUGGAAACUCAAUAGCCGACAGGUAGGCCUCAGGAUCUUGCACUCAGUGGAAGCCCCGUGGCAUAUUCGACUUCCAAGUCAUGUUCAAAACCAAAGCAUUUACUUCCAGGUUUACGGCAUUUGAAAACUGAAAUGUUCAUCAACGGAGACCUUCGAAAACCAAGGUACCACUGUAUAUGUUCAGCAGAAGGAGGUAUGUUCAUUCUUCCAGGAUACUAGAUACUAGAUAUUGCAUCUAUAAAAUUACAGCAAAGUUGAUAAAUAGCUGCAGUUAAGUAUGUUUAUCAUUAGCAGUAAUCUCUCUCUCCAUUUUAGUAAUUAUCUCUGUACAGUGAUAUCAUGCAACUAGUGCAAUCACAGUCCAGUCACCUUUACAAUCAAUGUAAAUAUUAUGAAUUUUAAUAACUGAGUAACUUCUUGGACAAAAAUUGUAGCAUGGCAAAUUUCCUUUUUGUGAAUGAAAGAGAGGUUUUAGUUCUCAUGAAACAGCGGUCUAGUACAGUAGUACCUCAGGUUAAGUACUUAAUUCGUUCCGGAGGUCCGUUCUUAACCUGAAACUGUUCUUAACCUGAAGCACCACUCUAGCUAAUGGGGCCUCCUGCUGCUGCCGUGCUGCCAGAGCACAAUUUCUGUUCUCAUCCUGAAGCAAAGUUCUUAACCUGAAGCACUAUUUCUGGGUUAGCGGAGGCUGUAACCUGAAGCGUAUGUAACCUGAAGCAUAUGUAACCUGAGGUACCACUGUAGUUGGUAUGAAGCCAGGAAGAUAGUCCUGACUCAGUCAUUAAGCUUCUGGAUAAACUGGAGCAGUCUCUGUCAGGCUUCCCUACCUUACAAGGUUGUUGUGAGGAUAAAAUAGAAUUGGGGACCAUGUAGGCUGACCUUAGCUUCUUACAAGAGCAUAAAGAUCUAAUCACUGCCCAAAUGCCAAAAUGAUUAAAUUAGCCUUCCCCACCCUGCUGCCUGCCAAAUGUUUUAAGACUACAACUCCCAUCGGCCCUAGCUAGCACGGGGAGUUAUAGUUCAGAACAUCUGGAGGGCAACAGGUUGGGGGAGGUUGCUGGCUUUAGAGAAUGUAUCCAGUCAAAUUCUAAUGAUUUGUUCAGUUGGAGAACGUUAGCAAAACACCAGUCCUUCUUGGCAAACUUUACAACUUAAAUAUUUUCCUUAGCUCUUGGUUACUGAAUGCUGAAGGGUUUGUUUUAAUGGGUGGAGUUAAAGGCAGAUAUUUAACACACGGUUUAUGCCAAAGUUGAGCCUUGCACAAAUUAAUCAGCAGUUAAAUUCUUCCCUGCUUCUAUGGAUUACACUACUUUGUAUUAUUUUAUAAUACGAAAACUGACAUGGAACAUGCAAAAUAAGCAACCAGAUGCAAAGGAACGCAAAACUCUCUUACCUUUAGGUCAGAAGUGACUGAUAUUGCUUUCCUUACAACAAACUGCUUGAGAAAUAUACAAUUGCUUAAGUUUUAUGCAAGAAUCCGGGGUCAUUAGGUUAAAAAUGACGAAAGAGGCAUCAUUUUCAUAGGUACCUGUAGUGCUGAGACUUUUUGCGUACAUCAUCAAAAAAAGAGGAAAUGCGUCAUCAAAAAGAGGCGUUGUAAAAAGAUCCACAGUCAAUGGUUUAUUCAUAAAAUGCUUAAAAGGCCCAGGUGAUACUGAAGAAAAUUCAGACUAUGUCAAAGAGUUGUUAUGACAUAUUGCUGGGAGCACUAUAAAAACCUUCCAGCAAAGGAAAAAAGUCUAGUCCUUGUCAGCCUGUGAGCACGUGGGGGUAAAAAUAGUAAAAAAUAAGAGCUGGCAAUUCACCAAAUUUUGGAGAAAAAGGAACUGUAAUACUACUUGACAGCAUCCAAAAUGUACAUGGCUGGGACAUGUUCUAUUGAGUAUGUGUAUGAGAGCAUUAGCUGUAUAAGGUUGGGAAACUUGUGGCUCUCUAGAUUAUUAUUGAUUCCAACUGCCAUUGGCCCAGGUCAGGAAUGACGGGAGUUGGAGUCCAAAAAAAAACACCUGAAUACCCACAGAUUCCCAAUCUCUGGGUUAUAGAGUAGCAUGGAAAAUUAGGUAAUAAAUACUCAAUCGUCAGCUCUACUGAUUUUAGUGGAACUAGCUAUCAGGUAAGCAUAUAUCAGAUUACAACUGCAUUGGGUAUAGACUAUUUUGGUCAAACUUUUGAAAAGGUAUUCUAAGUUCUUUAACACUGAGACAUCUUUUUGCUUUACUGUUUUGUUAGUUUUUAAAUAGAGGACAUUGGCAGGUCCAAACUGCAAUCUUGUGUGCGCCAACUUCUUUUGAGUAAGCGACAUGGAACACAGUGAGUCUUGCGUCUGAGUAACCAUGUCGUAAGAGAAUUUGCAUGCUCAAGAGAGAUUCAUGUAGAAAGCAGUAUGCAAAGGAAGGUCUGGUUUUUUUAAAUGUAUUUUUAUUAAAGGUUUUCUUGGUUUACAAAAGUAUGUGCAAUGUCUCUCUCUUCCCCCCCAAGUAACAUUUUUUACAGAUCUGUUUCAUUUGUUGAGACAUUAGGAAGAAAAGGGGGGAAGGGGGGGGAAGAUGAGUGGGGGUGGGGUCGGGUGGCGAUGUUUCUAUUUUACUUAAUAUAUGUGGGGUUUUGUGUCAGCAUCGCUUGUGCAGGUUCUCUGCUAUUAACUUGUGGUUUCUUUGGUGGUGAGAGAGGUUGGGGUUGGCUUAGGGUGUGGUUGUUUGUGGUUGGCUGUGGUGGUCUUUGUUUUCAUGUGUGAGUGGGGUGGGUGGGUGUUUUGGAUCAGGUGAGCCAUAUUGAUUUGUAUGUUGUUGGUGGAUUUUUGUCAUUGUCUUGUUGGGCUGUGUAUGUGAUAAAGGGGAGCCAUACUGAGGUGAAGGCGUCUUCUCCUAUUUGUCCCCGUGUCAGUUUCAGUUUAUUGGUGAAUUUUUCUAGUAAGGCUGUUUCCCAUACUAUUUGGUACCAUUGGGCCAUGCUUACUCCUGACAGAUCUCUCCAGUGUCUGGUUAUGAUGUUUCUGGCUGCUGAAAGUAGGUGGAAGGAAGGUGCUGGUUGAUGCAGGAGGUGAAAGAGGUGAAAGGGGCAUCAGGGUCAACAGACAGACACACCAUGGGAGAAAUGGAAAAAGUGAGUCACAUGGAAAAAAACUAUGUUUGAAGAAGCUUCUGGUUGCACAAGAAAACCCUUAAACCUGUCAGUUUCCAUUCUAAGUGUCUUUUAAUCGCUCAGGGUGCCGCCUAACAUCAACCCCCUCACCCCACCCUGGGUCAAAUGAGUCUUGGACCAAAUCUGUUGUCUGUUUAAAGCAGAUGCACCUUUAACCAGACAUGGGGCUUGUCCAAACUUUUGCUUGUCCCGUGCCUAAAAAGCAUGGGUCUGAGUGGUUUUCUGCUUGCCCCGUGCUUUCCAGGUAUGGGUCCAAGCAGUUGUGCCUUUGUCCUGCCGCUUUCCCCAGAAAACCUGCUCCAGAUUGACAUUUGCUCCAAUUCAGUGGUAAAGAUUGGGUUUUCCUGGGGAAAGCGGAAGUGUGGAUGAGCCCUAAGUACAAACAGCUAACUUCUGCCAGUUUCUUCAGUCAGCUUGAGCUUAGUUCAUACUGACUGUUGUGAAGUGGUUAAAUGGAUAGCCUAGGAGUGGGGAACCUGUGUCCCUACAGAAUAUUAGAGAUGAAGGAGAAAAUCACUUCAGUUCACAUCUAAAGGCAAACCUACGUCAUCUGCACUUUUUGAAACAAUACACAAACAAUACGCAGACAUAUUUCAAAAUCUGCACUUUUCCAGAUUUUUCAGUGCAGUUCUCCAGGCAAAUAAUGUGUACAAAAAUGCAUAUUCUAGAAUAGAGGGUGCAUAAUAAUGCAUAUAUUAGUGAAGGCAACUUUUAAAAAUGCAUUACAUUAGGCAAGAUUGCUUUUCAAAAAUGUGUUUAUUAGAAGACAUGAGCACUAAAAUGCUGAUGAAUCUUCAUUACAAUUUUUUUAAAACCCCUCAAAUUUAUGUGGAAAUGUGGAGGACUGAAUUUAAGAUUAGACAAAUGAGAAGUUGAGAGAAAACAAAAUUGAAAGACUUGCUGCUCACAACUCCUGGCCAUUAUUCUACUAGUGCCUUUUAUCAGCUUUAGCAAGUGUGGCAGCUGCAACCAUUCAUAGACAGGGAUAGCUUUAGCACAAUAGGCCAGGCAUUGGUGACCAAUCCUGGAUUAUUGCAAGGCACUCUUGUGUGGAGCUUCUCUUACUUGUGCUCUAGAAACAGCAGCUAGUUCAGAAUGCUGCCGCACAAGUGUUGACAGGAAUGAGAUCCUAUCAGCGUAUUACAGCUUUGCUCAAAGAAGUGCAGGGGCUGCUGAUUUGCUACCAGACCAAGUUCAAGGUUUUACAGUUAAUAUAUAAAACCCUUAACAUCUUGGGAUUAGUUUACUUGAACUAUCACCUUGUCCCCUACAUGCCUAUUCGACCACUUAGAUCUGUGGAACUUGUACUUUAUGUGUGCUCCACCGACCCGAGGGGGUCAAUAUUUUAAUGUGUCAGUAUCAACAUUGGCCAGGCACCCUUGCCUGUUUUAGAUGCCUCUUAAAAUUUUGUUUAUUUCAGAGACAGCAUAUAUACUUGGUUUUUUGAAUUUAGCUGAUUUGAUGUCUGUGUUGUUGAUAACUACUUUGUAGUAGUUUAUGUACACUACUUAGAGGUGUUUUUUUAUAUUAAGUGGUUUAUGUUGUUGUUGUUGUUUAGUCAUGUCCGACUCUUCGUGACCCCAUGGACCAGAGCACGCCAGGCACUCCUGUCUUCCACUGACUCCUACAGUUUGGUCAAACUCAUGCCGGUAACUUCAAGAACACUGUCCAACCAUCUUGUCCUUUGUCGCCCCCUUCUCCUUGUGCCCUCCAUCUUUCCCAACAUCAGGGUCUUUUCCAGGGAGUCUUUUCUUCUCAUGAGGGGGCCAAAGUAUUGGAGCCUCAGCUUCACGAUCUGUCCUUCCAGUGAGCACUCAGGGCUGAUUUCCUUAAGAAUGGAUAGCUUUGAUCUUCUUGCAGUCCAGGGGACUUUCAGGAGUCUCCUCCAGCACCAUAAUUCAAAAGCAUCAAUUCUUUGGCGAUCAGCCUUCUUUAUGGUCCAGCUCUCACUUCCACACAUCACUACUGGGAAAACCAUAGCUUUAACUAUACGGACCUUUGUUGGCAAGGUGAUGUCUCUGCUUUUUAAGAUGCUGUCUAUAGUGGUUUAUAGCUUUUCCUAAAUCAAUAAAUGCUGUCAGAGGCUAGUGGGAGGUGGUGUUCAACAACAUCUGAAGUGCCAUGAGUUACAAAUAUCUGGUAGAGCCUAUAGGUCUUCACUGUGUGUCAAUAUAUGCUGAAAAAAAUGGGAACGCUCCCUCGGCACUCUGUCAAUGUGAGUUUGGGGAUGAAUUAUCAUUCAUGCCACCUCUCCCUCGUGUCAUUUGCAGUCUGAUGCCACCAAACUUGACCCUGACAUUUAUUGCUCCAUAUCAAUCUCUUAUCCCAUUAACUCUGUCUUCAAGCCAUUACCAAGUGUGGUGGUUGACAUGAUAACCCCCAAGAGCACAGCUCAUUCAGUUCCUUGAUUAACCAGGAAGACAUGAUCAUGACUUGAAUGAAGGUGGCAGAAAACUUUAAAGCACAUCCAAAGCACUUUCCCCCUCUCAAAGAAUUAUGGGCAGUGUAGUUUGCAAAGGAUUGCUGAAAAUUGGAACUCCCUUAUGAGUAAACUACAGUUCCCAGAAGUCUUUGAGAGGUGUGUGUGCUUCAAACAAGCUUUAAAGGUAUAGUGGGGUAUAGCUGCUUCCUCUGUGGCAGUGGCAGGUAGCAAAGAAACAAUGCUCACCAUUCGUAUCCAUGCAGUGCUAUUCAGUAGGCCUUUCUUGGGCUUCCCCAUUCUGACUAGUGGGAUGGUGCUGUCGAUCCAUCAGUGGCAAAGUGAGUCUUCUUUACUAUUAUAAAGCUGUCCACAUCCUUCUUGGUUCAGCUGGGUCACCAGGAAGGCUUUUGCCCAGCUUAGACUGUUAAAAUAGCUGUUAACAGUUUCUGGGAAAUGCAGAUCUCACCAUGGUGACACACAUGGAGGUUACAUUAAAAUUGGAUUACUAUACUCUGUGGACCUUCCUUUGAAAAAUAUUCAGAAACUUCAGCUGGUUCAUAACUCAGCAGCUAAACCUUUGGUCACAGUCAGUUUUGAGGAGCAUGUAUAUCCCCUUUUACAUCACCUUCAUUGUCUAAUGGUCUAUUUCCGGGCCCAGUCAAAGUUCUGCUUAGGACUUUAAAAUCCUUUAACUGCUUAAUGGAUCCUAAGACCAAAUCAUUUGACAUACGGUAAACUUGCCUACUCUCUGAGAUCAACCAGGGAGGCCUCUCUUGUUUCCUUCUGUAGAGAGAGAGAUGGUGGUAGUCAGCUCAUUUUUACUCAGAGUAGACCCACUGAAAUUAAUGAAGUUAGGUCCACUGUGCAUUAAACUUAGUUGAAUACCACCCAGCCUCAAUUUCUGUCACUAAUUUUUCAAAGCCUCUCGUUGAUAUGUCUCUAUUCAGAGAACAUGAGGAGGAGAUUUACCUGGCAUUUUCCAAUAAGCUCACGAUUAGAAAUCUCAGGCCUUGUCUCUGUUGCUAUGUUGAAGGCCAGCUACAAUGCAACAAAAGGAAUUCACACCUGCCAUAUGAUAAGAGACCAGCUAUGAGCACCUGCUAUUAUCCUUCCUUUCCCAGAACCCAAGCACUGUCCCAAGAAUAAUCAAAGUUAUGCAAUAUCAUCCAUUUAAUUGUUCCAGCCCUCAAACAAGCCUACAAUGGCCAAAAUGAACCCACUCAUGUCAAAAUGGGUGUGAUCAAAGUGUAAAAGUGAGUGUGGUCAAUUUAAUUUUUUUUUUCAGAGCAAGGAAAACUUUCAGGGGAUGACAAAAAAAACCACAACCUUUUGGCUUCACAAAAUCAUAGUAGAAGACCCAUGGGAGUGAUCAGUUUCCAUAAUUCUUGGGUUGCAUUCAACUAGGUUUAACUGAGAGAAGAUCUAUUAAAAGUAAUGAACCUAAAUUAGCCAUGUCCAUUACAUUCAAUGGGUCUGCUUUGAGUAAGACUAGCACUGGAUACAUUACUGUUUAAAAAAUUAUGAAAUUUGGAGGGAGAGACAAAAAAAAAAGGCAACUUUUGGUAUCACAAUGGGGUGUGAGAGCAAUACGUGUGUGUGUGUGUGUGUGUGUGUGUGUAUGAAUGAAAUACGUAGAAAUUAAAUGGACAAAUUUGGAGGGUCAUGAAGGUCCACUAAAAACUUUUUAACGGGAUCUGUGGGAGCAACAAUAAUUUUUACAAUUUUUUUUUCUAUAAAAAGUAACCAUUUGGGGAGCUGGAUGUGACCUCUCUUUGACCUAAAGUUUGCUGAAAGUAGGAUGCUUCAUACAAUUUUGGAGUUCUUUUCUGUGUCUCGCCCCUCCUUCCCAAGGUCUUUCCUAUAUCCCAGAGCUGCAUCUGCUGAAAUGUGCUUUUUUACACAACAAAGGUAUUAAGAGCCUUGUCCUCUUUUUCACCUGGGCCAACUAAUUCUACUAGCUUAAAUAGGCAGCCUCCAGUGUGAGGUAUAGUUCCUAACUGGUAUAUGUGAGGAGUGGUUUCACAGUGCUUCCAAAAGAUACAGAGGCUCAUGUUCAGGCAAGUCUCUAGGGAAAGGGAGUUCCCCACUGAGACAGCUGCUGAGAAUACGAUUUAUUGUCUGAACUUGGCAGAAGCGUGAUAGAUGCAAGAUAGUACUUGGUUGAUCUUACAGAUCAUAACUGUAGCCCUGUUCGCACAUCUAUGUCCUGAUAAUUCCUGAUAAUGCAUAAGCCUGGGGUUCCUGAAUUGUGGUGGUCCACAAACUUCAUGCAGGUGGCUUGCAGUAUACCCACGUUAAAUAUUCAUUGUGAUGUUUAACUCCAUUUUAUUGCUUCAUUUAUUUUUUUAUAUUGCAUGUUCUUGAGUAACAAUUCAAAUUAUAUGGAAGUGCAAAUAGUGAAUACAAGAAAUAAAAGCAACAAUAAAAGGACAAUAAAAAUCAGACAGCAUCACGCAUUACAAUUGCUACAACAAACAGAAAAACCACUUAGUGGGGUCCGGCAAGACCAUCAGCAAUUUUCAAGUGGGGGGAGGGGACUUUGGGAGAGGACCACUGAAAUAGGAUAUUCAUGUGAAAAAGAGGGCAGAACUGCUUUAAUGCAUUGCGCACAAUGCCUACUGAUAGGCUUUCUUGUACGCAACUAUUAAAGAGCAGAGUUCUUGCCCCCCCCUUUUUCAUCCAGUCCCCCUAAUCAUGGUCUUGGGCAGUGUCUUUUUUCUAGGAAAAAUAGGUACCAGUAAUCACCAGGUUCAUGGCAAUCUACAUGGGCAUAGCUGGGGGGGGGGGUAGCUGCCCCCCCCAAUCAAGUAAAUAAAAAAAAUAAUUAACUGACCAAUUACCUCACAGAGAACUCGGUCCUGCCCCCCUAACAUAAAUCCUGCCCCCCUAAAAUAAAUCCUGGCUACAUCCAUGGUGAUCUGCCACUCUUUUCACAGGUGUUAUCGCGGGACCUCCCGAAAUGUCCACUGUCUGAUGAGCCAGCAAGCCAGCUGCCUGCCCUCUCCCAUCCCCUCAAAGCUCUGAUCUUGUGUCAUAGCUCCUCAAAACGUAAUGUUCACACUUUCCCACUGUGAAGAAUGGUCAAGUCAUCAAUCUACCUCCCUGGCCAACAACUCAUUUUAGCAGGUUCCUUUUUGAAUUAAGCAAAGCUGAAGGACCAACAAAGGAUGGCUGCAUCUGGCCUAGAAGGUCACAUCCCAUUCCCCUAUCACGGAGCUAUCCAAGGAAUCACUGAAGACAGAAUGCUUCAACAGGUGAAGCAAUUCUCCAUCAUGCCAGGGAGCACUUCACCUGUUACUUUUCAGUCUGUCAUGCAUGAGUCCUGCUAGGAAAAAACAGAGGUACAAUUCCCAGAGUCCCCCUGGGAAGUGGGAGUGAUUGUUAAACCACUUUGGGAAUUGUAGCUCUGUGAGGGAAAUAGGGUCUCCUAAUAACUCUCAUCACCCUUAACAAAACUAGUUCCCAGGAUUAUUUGGGUAAAGCUAUGACGCGGGUGGCGCUAAAGGGACGCAGGUGGCGCUGUGGUCUAAACCACAGAGCCUAGGCCUUGCUGAUCAGAAGGUUGGCGGUUCGAAUCCCCACGAUAGGGUGAGCUCUUGUUGCUCGGUCCCUGCUCCUGCCAACCUAGCAGUUUGAAAGCACGUCAAAGUGCAAGUAGAUAAAUAGGUACUGCUCCGGCGGGAAGGUAAAUGGCAUUUCCGUGCGCUGCUCUGGUUCACCAGAAGCGGCUUAGUCAUGCUGGCCAUGCUGGUCUGCGGACAAAUGCCGGUUCCUUGGCCUAUAGAGCGAGAUGAGCGCUGCAACCCCAAAGUCGUCCGCAACUGGACCUAACGGUCAAGGGUACCUUUACCUUUAUGAUUGUUAAACCGGUACAGUAAUAAUUUACAUAUAUGUUUUGGUUAUGGCCAUAGUUACUCCAGAUUUAACCGCCUUUCAUCAAGGUUAUGGCUCAUCCCCAGAUACCUUUUUAUUGACCUCACAAUCAGGGUGAUAGAAAGAUUGGAGUUUUAGCCCAUUGAUCCCCAUACAGGUUGACUGCUGCAUAAUAAGAUCACACCCUUGAACUCUGCAUUAUGAUGCCAUGUUAUUGUGCCAUACAUAGUUCUCUCCAUCAGCCUGGCUGGGACCAACUGCCAUUUGACUCCUCCCUUCCCAGAACUGUCUUUGCCACUGGGGCCAUUAUGUAACAAUUUACGCAUUUAUUUAUUUACUGUACUUUACUUGUUUAACCUACUGUCUUUCUGCUGGUGCCCUUCAGGUGGUCUGUCAUUCAAAAUAAUGACAUACAAUCUAAUAGAUGGGAUUCAAAAAGAAAAAGGGUCAGGAGGGAAGAGGAUAAUAAGCAAAUUCAGGUACCAACUCUUCUUCUUACUUAUUUUCCUCUUCCCAUCUCUUUUAUUCUAGGUCUAACAGAUUUUCCACCAUUAUGGCAGAUCAUUCAUUCUGCUCUCGGCACAGUGUUUUGGGGUGUUUGAAGGGGGCAAUACUAAAUAGCCUCCUCCUAACUUCUGAUAAAAUGUCUCUACAGCAUGAAUUGAAACAGGAGUAAAAAACGAACUUGUUUUCAAGGAGUAAAUUUAUCUGUGUUGAUUCAUGUAAUGGCAUACUGUACUGGUUUUAAAAUCAAGCUUCAAUGAGGUUUGAGUGCCAGAUGGAGAUUGCUGUAAAUGGUUUUAAACGCCAUAAAAUCCCUAGACUUGGUUCAAGUCUCCUUCAGAUUAAAUAAUCCAGACUAUAAGGGGUUCGAAGCUUUGUGAAAUAGUCCCAAUUUAUGUAUAGCACCAUCUAUCUCUGUACUCUGUCUCUGCACAGAGAACAAGUCCCUGCCCCUAGCGGCUUACAAAUAAAAACUGAUACAGGUUAGGGAACAGAGGAAGGAGAUGAAAAUGAAGGCUGUAGUUAAAAUUGUAGGAAUUUUUUUUUCAAGUUUUCAUGUAUUUAGGCUUAAACUCCCUAAGAAAGAAGGCCUCAUUAGCGAAUACAGUUGGUUCUUACUUCUGAGACUGGAUUGCAGAUAAAAGUGGGCCUGGAGAUGAAGGGUCCUUCAGAGAAGGCGGAUGUUUCCUAAUCUGUCCAGACAUGAUUUAGGUCAGGCAUAGGCAAACUUCAGAUAUUUUGGGACUACAACUCCCACCAUCCCUAGCUAACAGGACCAGUGGUCAGGGAUGAUGGCAGUUGUAGUCCCAAAUCAUCUGGAGGGCCAAGUUUGCCUAUGCCUGAUUUCUGCACUUAAUUCCGUUUUAGGGUCACUAUACUCCGUGUGAGCUCCCCUCAUCCACAUCCAGAAUAGAGAAAGGCAUCCUUUUUUCCCAAUUUCUUUUCUUCUCGCGCUUCAUUAUCAUGUGGCCUUUUAACAUAUCAUCACCCUUCUGUCGCCCUCGUCAUAUUAUUUUUAUUAUUAUGUAUGACAGUCAUGCCAUGACCCGGCUGUCGUCGCCCGCUUCUGCUGUUUUGUGCGGCGAGCGGUCGGCGCGAGCCUCUCAGGCGCAGAUUCCCCUCAGCGGGGACAAGGCCGCACGCCGCCUCCGCUGCCGCCUUGACCUCAACCGCCACGUUUCCCCGUCUUGGCGAGGCGGAGCCGCCUCAGCUCGGGCCCGCCCGCCGCUCCACCCGAAGGCGGAGCUUCUCCGCUUCGCCCGCCCGCCGCUUUCUCUUGUCCUCGUAGCCGGGUUACAUGGCAAGUAGCCGCGGCGGGAGCAGGGCUUCUGUCGCUGGCGCCGAGACCCUUCCGCCAAGGCCCGGCGGCGGAGCUCCGAGGCUUCUCUCUCCUUUCUCCAUGAGCCUGGGCAGCGCCGUGAGUUGCGGGAAAGCGGCGGGCGGUGGGUCCGGCAUGGGAGGCGGAGACGGAGGGCCGAGAGCAGCGGCGAGGCUCGGGCCGCAGUGCGAGCGCGAGUCUCGCUCCUGCCGCCACUGCACAAAGGCGCUUUGUUCUGGCGCCUCUCGCGCGCCCUGCCGGGGCCUCUGCCCGGCGGGGGAAGCCCGGCCAGGCCUUCCGCAGUGCGGCGGAGCCUCGCCGGCGCUCCGUGCCCGAGGAGGACCGGAGGGUUGAGGAGUGGAGGGUGGGAAAGCGAGAAGAGAAACCCUGGGGCCGCUUUGUGGCGGCGGCCCUUCCCGCCUCUGAGAAGCGAGGUGGAGGAGGAGGAGGAGGAGGCUUCGGGGAAAGGGCAAAAGCCCGCCGUCUCCCGUUUCCUCGCCCCAAGCCCGGGACAAUGGAGGCCGGCGAGGGGAGACGUGCUUCGGGGGCGGCGGGCGGUCCCGCGUGGCGGCCAUUCCCGCCGCCCCCACGAGGCCUCUCUUAGCACCCCGAUCCCAGGCAGGCGUUUGUUUUUGUUACUCGCGGGGAAGCCCCACUGAGUUCGGCGGGACUUUCUCCCCCGUGAGGAGGCGAAGGCCGGGUGGCAUUUAGCCAGGGGCCCUUUCGCACCCGUGUCCGAGUAGACCCCCGCAAAGGGGCCGCUCUCUUCUCCUUGGAUCCGUGAUCAUAACCCUCCAGCGUGGGUUUAACCCGCGAACGGAGCUAGCUUCCGUGUAAAAAAAAGCCGCAUAGGGUUGCGUUGUGAAAGCUGGCGACCCUGGGCAUGCUUUGCUUGGGAAUGGGCGAGGCUUACUUCCGAGUAAACACGCAGAGGGCUGCCUGGCCGACCUUUUUUUGUUUGUUUUUAAAGUGGACAGAAAAGGGGUUUUCUGAUCACCACGAGGGCGGAUCAGUGACGCGCUCGCGGAUUUCUUCAUCUCUGGAGUGGGAAGGAUGCGUUAGGCGGGUGUCGCCUGACGUGGAAAUCUCCGUUGCGAAACAAAUUUUUCUGCCCAAAAGGGGCCUGUCCCCGUCUGCUCUUUUCCCCCUUCCCCCAUGUGGCCACCAGGCACUGCGGCACUUGCGGCUUCCCUCUCGCCCUUAGGACACUCUUCAUUGAUUUCCCGGCCUCCAUUCUCCUGCUCUGCGCCUUUAAAAGCAACUGCUGCAGUGUUUCUUUUCAUCCAGAGGAACUAGAGAACCCGACUGCCCCCUUUCCCUUUUAUCUUAUGGGCACUUGCCUCCUCUAUUUAAAAACUGCCCCAGGAAAGCAGCAACUUGUGGUGUGAAAAGCAGUUGCGGUAUAAUAACGACAGAGGUUUUAAGGGGGGCCCUGCGGUUGAAUGGAACUGUGGAUUUUUCCCCAGAACCUUUUCUCUUUCUCUCGUUCCCCCCCAUCACCCCUUUCCCUUUGUGGCAACUGAAAGACAUCUGAAGGUAGAUUUUUCUGUGACAGUGGCAUCCAAGAUCUUGUUUAAAGUAUCAGGCCCACCCAACUAGUAGAGGGUUUAAUAAUAGUUGUGUGUAACAGUGACAUGGAGGAGGAAAAUAUCCAUUGUGGCAAAGAGGCUGUGGCAGAAGGAUUGUUAGGAGACAAAAUAAUUGCAGGCAAGUGAACUUUUUUUACCAGUGGUUUUCCAGGAUUGCUACAUGCAGAAGCUGUUCUGGUUCCCUGUCUCUUAUUGGGAGGGCCCAGGAUCACUUUCCAGUUUGUGUGGUUCAGUCAGAAGGAGCCCUGUAUAUAGCUUUUCUCUAGAAAGCACAUAGAGGCAUGAGAUUAGGUCCUACUAAGCUCUAUUGGAAGUCUCUUUUUGAAGAAAAUUAUAUUCUUUAAUUUACAAGUAACUGCAGGAUACUGUUAUGCAUUUUUACUCAGAAGUAUGUCCCAGCAAUGGAACUUAGAAGCAUGCGCAAAGGAUUGUAGGCUAAAUGAAAGAAAAUGAGCCUGCAUUGGGCCAUACCAGAGGGGCCCAUAAUCUCAGAUUAACUAUUGAAACUUCAUGGUGAUAGUGCUGAAGGCAGUUUGGGGUGGCUAAAAUUACUUGCCUUUAAUCCAGGUUAAUUACUUAAUUAUUUUCUAGCAUAGAAAAUGAAAAGGUAGUGGGUUAUAUCAACAUUCAAGCAGAAGUAGUAAUUUCUAUUAUGUGCUACCAUCUACUUUUUGUGAACUGUCUUAUUUGCUGGUUGGUGGGGGUCUUUCCCCUCAGCAGUUCAUUCUUGUAAAAACAGCAAUAACUUUGGGAAGCAAAUCAAGACAAGGAUUAAACAGUAUACAAUUUUUAAAGGAGUGGUUUAUUUAAUGAUGUGAAUUAUUGAUCCCUUGUUUCUGGUGAGAAAGUGCUGUGUCUUAAUAUAUUCAUUUUGAGCAUAUGUAAGUUAACAAUUUCGGAAUGUGUGGAGACUCGGUGGGAGGUUUGAGGAAAAAGAGCUGCAGUUUCAUGAGUUCUUAUGAUGACUCACUCCCUACAGUGUGCAACGUGGCUGAGAUAAAAAAGAAUCCACAUAAGCACUUGUAUAGUUACAUAUAUGGAGAUUGGACUUCUAUCCCCUUGUAUAACAGCUUUCUUUUAACACUUGCAGAUUCUUACUUGUAAUAAAAAUAGGAGUUGCUAUUAUGACCUGAUCAUCAGUGAGUUGUGUAACUGUCAUUACAAAAUGCUAGCCUUACUAGCAGCUCUUAUUGUGAAAUUGACAAAAAAUAGUGUAAUGCACAAUGGUGAUCAGUGGAAUGCAAUAUUCCUUGUAAAGGUAGGCUAGUAUAUUCUUUUUUAAUGGGUAUCUGUUUGAAAGGGUUAUGUUGCCAACAGUAUUGAGGUAGCAGUCUCCGUGCAUGUGUUGCCACUAACAGAAAAUCUAUAUUCAGAACCUAAAUAACUGUACAUUAUUUUCUAUGUAACUCAUAGUUCUCUGGUAAACCAGGAACACUGUUGUGGGGCUGGUAGUUGGGUUCUGCAUAAUAUUCCUAUUAUUCUAAAAAAGCCCAGCUAAGUAAUUUUUGCUCCUUGAAUACAAUAAGGUACGAUUACAGUGACCCGGGGGAAAAGACUCACUUGCCUUUUCUUUCUGUUUCAAUCAUGACAUCGUGUAAAAUUAUUUUUCCUUCAACACUUAUUGCACUACAGAUGUUUUGUUGAGGGCCAGCUAGAUGUGGAAUAGAAGAUUCUAAUUCAGCUUCUAAUUCUUGGCUUGGUGGUAAAACUUUCUGGGUGGCCCUUAAGCAAGUUAGUUUUUCAGCCUAUUGUGCCUCUAAAGGUUAUUGUAGGUGUAAAUGAGGUGAAAAUGGCAAAGCCCUACAGAAAUGAUUAAUACUCUUACUUCCUGUAGAGUACUCUCCCCUCCCCUGUCAUUUCAAGGAAGGCAGCUGUGACUGAUCCUAAAACUUAGGGCUGAUACUGAUGUGUCAUAAGAAGCUCUUGGCAAUUUUGAAUAUUUGCAUGUGGAAGAUCCAGAAAGCUACUUUGAAUAUUUCAUUAUUAUUAUUAUUAUUAUUGGUACUAAUAAUAUGAAUGGGCAGAAAAGUGUGCCUAAUGAGUUAAUUUUAAUAGCAUCCCUUUCUGUUUGAAGCAUGCAACUGUGACUCAGAAGUGCCAUUUUGAUUUUCUGCCCUGUGGUCUUCUGACAAAGCACCAUUCUGUAUUUAAUAGUUUAAAUUUCAGCCACGACUUGAAAGAUGACGAGCUCUAAGAUUGUAGCCAUAAUUGCUUAACUGCUAUGGGAAGCUGGGUGAAAAAAUGCAGAAAAGCUGAGAACUGAAGCCUUAAGUUGUCACAAGCCUAAACCAAAUGAAUCACGGGUAGUUCUACAGAACUACAAGCCAAUAUCUUGCUGGGCUCCUUUGGUUUUUCUGUUGGAUUAUCUGCAUAGCAAUGGAAACAGGAAUCAAGUUGUUUGUAAGCUAAGGACAUGUUUCAUCUUUAUUAUGAAAAAAUUGUAGCAAAUAUUACCUUUCCUUCCAACACUGAGUGAUCAGUUUUACUCUUGGUGAUAGUUUGAACAAAUUCUCAUGCUAGAAGCUACAAACUGUUGAGAGACAGUUUCUCUUGUGUUGCCAAAAACAGUUUCAGCAUUUCACUCUUGAGAUAAUUAAACAUUUCUUUAAGUCUGCUAUCCUCAGAUGUAUUUCUUCAAAGUACAGUCAUACCUCGGGUUAAAUAUGCUUCAGGUUGAGCGUUUUCAAGUUAUGCUGCGUGGCGACAAGGAAGUAACGGAGCACGUUACUUCCGGGUUUCGCCGCAUGCGCAGACACUCAAAAUGACGUCACAUGCAUACGCGGAAGCAGCGAAUCGCAACCCGCGCACAUGCAGACGUGCAGUCGUGGGUUGUGUUCUACUCAGGAUGCGAAUGGAGCUCCGGAACGGAUCCCGUUCGCAUCCAGAGGUACCACUGUAAUUUUGUAGGCCUCAAAUGGAUGUCAGUGAGAGCAUUUCAAAAUACAGUGGUGCCUCACAAGACGAAAUUAAUCCGUUCCGCGAGUCUCUUCGACUUGCGGUUUUUUCGUCUUGCGAAGCAUGGCUAUUAGCGGCUCUUAGCGGCUAUUAACGGCUUAGCGGCUUUAAGAAAAAGGAAACAAACUCGCAAGCCCAUAGGGAAAUUCGUCUUGCGGAACAACUCAAAAAACGCAAAACCCUUUCGUCUAGCGAGUUUUUCGUCUUGCGAGGCAUUCAUCUUGCGGGGCACCACUGUAUGUACUUUGUGGACUGUAGCUGGAUGCAAAAACUCUGGACAUAAAGAGAAAUAGGCACCUACUUGAUAAUACUGAAACACAAUUUAAAGAUUUCCAAAAUAAUAUCAUUUCUAUAUGAAGUGAUUUCACUGGUUGAAGUAACAAUCAUCAAGCUAGGUUGUGAGAAGCUGUGUGUCUAACCUAAAAGGUUGAUAUACCUUAAAGUAGGGCAGCCUUACUGCCCCCAAGAGGUUGCUGUGGCCCCUCAAAUUUAUCACUAAAAAAAAAGAUGUUUAAAACUGGUACUUUUGGUGUCCCACUGUGAUGUCACAAUGCCAAAAAAAAAACCUUUGUAGCCCCAUAUUUUUUUAAAAAAAUAUGUUAACUUUUAAAAAUAUUUUUGGUUUUUUUACUGGCUAUUCCCAUAGGUUCCCAGCUGUGAUGCUGUGGUGUUAAUUUUUGUGUGGCCUCCCCCCACCCCAACUUCCAAAAUAUGACCAUUUUUACACUUUGGCCAUGCACACUUCAACAUACACAGAGGGUUGACCAUGGGUCAUUCUGGUCCUCAGCUCAAGGACAUUUAGUCACCCCUGGCUUAAAGGGUGAACUUAUUUGUGUAAGAGAAUAGUGGGGGGAGGGGUUAAUAUUUCACUCAAGCAUAACCCACUUAGUUUUAAAUUUAGUAAAAUAAAUAAAAGUUCUUUCUAGCCACAGCAAUACUUCCAAGUAAUAUGGCCUCUUCACAUAACAUAGCUUAUAGUUACUGUACUUUAUCUCAAUGUUCAUAUUUCCUGCAAGCUUCUGCCACCAUAUAGCAGCACUAUAAAUAUCAUAAACCGUGUAAAAUUUGCUCCAUUCUAGGGUGAGACCACAUAGAUGUUUUAACCAAGAUUCUAUAUUUUAUGUUGGAUACAUCAUAAAGCAUAUGGAUACAUAACUUAAUGAAUCAACAGCAAAUUGAAGAAUUUGAAUUUUUUUGCUUCUUGUAUCCCAUGUUUAGUUUUUCAGAUUUAUUUCCAGACUUUAUCUUCAAGUAUGAAAUGCUCCUCCCUUCCAUAGAGGCGCAAGUUUCCUUUUAAGUUUCCUUUAAGUACAUGCACCACUUUGGUAGUUCAAUAGCUUUUCUUAAACUUCCCUUUCAAAAACACACACCAGUGAGCUGAAGCCUCAACUCUAAGCUCUUACCAGAUACAGUGGUACCUCCGGUUGUGGAAGGGGACCGUUCUGGAGCUCCGGUUGGAUCCCGAGGUUUUCACAACCAGAGGUGCUUGUUCUGCGCAAUAGAGCGCUUCUGUGCAUGCGCACAUGACGAAACCCAGAAAAAUACUUCCGGGUUUGUCGUGUGCGUAUCCCGAAGGAUACAUAACGAGAGGUGCGCGUAAGUAGAGAUACCACUGUAGUUGAAUAUCAACUUGCUUGUAAAGAAGAAAUUUGAGAACUGUACCAACUAAGAGCCUCUCUUUAUUGUGUGGGGUGGAGAAUUCUUGAUGAACCAGAAGCAACUUGUUCAUAAGGAGAUGAGCCUUGCUUCUGGUUUCUCCAGUAGAUCAAAAGAUUCAUAAUGCCUAGUUCUGCCCCUGUAUUUUACAUUCUGGUGCACAGCAAGCAAUUAUGAAAGAGUGCACUGUUAAACACUCUUUGUUUGAAAAGCAUGUAUGGUUUGGGAGUGCUGAUAUAUGGCUUUUCUUUUUCUUUUUUUUCUUCAGGUUUUCACAGAACAAGAUGGAUGGUAGCUUUGAUUGUGAUUGUGGUGAGCUGGAGCCACCUGAUCAUUAACUAACAGCCUCUUUUGUAAGCUGCCUCUUCCUUGACGAACUAAACAAAAGAAAAGAAGAAAGGAAGAGGAGAGAAAAGUGCUUAUUUAACACCAUAGAAUGAAGCUGCUCAGGACCAGUCCAACACUGAAUGUAUCUGCACUGUGAGGAGGAUGUUAAUAGAAGCCUAUUACGUGCAUAUUUAUUCACAUUUUCGUUAAAUGCAGUUUAGCACAGUAGAGUGGAGUCUAUAGUAUGUCACUUCAUUCCGUUUGAUUUCCUUGUAUUUCCUUUUAAUGUCUGCGGAUAUGCUGCACCUUCCUUGAACUAUGAAUGCUGCAACCUCUCUAUCUUUGCUCAAGUUCUAAUUAUAACGGGGAUACAACGGGCCUGACUGGCAAUGCAAUGAGAGUGUCAGAAAACUAUCGUGCAUUCAACCUGAAAUUUUUCUUCUCCUUUUCUGCAAGACCCUUCAUAUACCAGUGGAAGCAUCUGUACAUGUUUGCAGAAGCUUAGUAGUUUUAAAAGGAAAAAAACAACACAAAAGAAUUUCAACAUAAUGGCAGAGAAGUUUGAAAGCCUAAUGAACAUUCAUGGUUUUGAUGUAGGUUCUCGGUAUAUGGACUUGAAACCUCUGGGCUGUGGUGGCAAUGGCUUAGUUUUUUCUGCUGUCGAUAAUGACUGUGACAAACGAGUGGCUGUCAAGAAAAUUGUGCUUACAGAUCCUCAGAGCGUUAAACAUGCUCUGCGUGAGAUCAAAAUUAUUAGAAGACUUGACCAUGAUAACAUUGUCAAGGUGUUUGAAAUCCUUGGUCCCAACGGAAGUCAACUGACAGAUGAUGUAGGCUCUCUUACAGAACUGAACUGUGUUUACAUUGUUCAAGAAUACAUGGAGACAGAUCUGGCUAACCUGCUAGAGCAGGGGCCAUUACUGGAAGAACAUGCCAGACUCUUCAUGUACCAGCUGCUACGUGGGCUCAAAUAUAUUCACUCUGCAAACGUUCUGCACAGAGAUCUCAAGCCAGCUAACCUGUUCAUUAAUACUGAAGAUUUGGUGCUGAAAAUUGGUGACUUUGGCCUUGCACGGAUCAUGGAUCCUCAUUAUUCUCACAAGGUACGUAAAGAUGGGCAAUACAAUACAGGCAUAAAUAAGAAACAAAAGAUCCAUCAGAAUAAAACCAAAGUAAAAGCCAGCAACACCUUGGUGGUGCCAAAGAUCUACAAAUUUCCUACAAAGGAGCUGCUUGGAGAUGUUUACAAAGGGCUUUCAAACCUCUCCAUGCUGCUCUUUGACCUUCCAGAGUUGAGAGGUGAAAAUGAAAUCACCCCAAAUAUGUUCCCCUGAGCUGCUUGGAGGAAGGGCAGGCUACAAAUGUGAUAAAUCAAAUGCAAGUAAAAUUUCUCUUUCUGUAGGGCCAUCUUUCCGAAGGAUUGGUUACUAAAUGGUACAGAUCACCUCGCCUCUUGCUAUCGCCCAACAACUAUACUAAAGCCAUUGAUAUGUGGGCUGCAGGUUGCAUCUUUGCUGAAAUGCUCACAGGAAAAACUCUCUUUGCAGGUUGGUGGAGAAGGAUGGGUGCAAACCUGUCAUCUUAAGUAUAAGACCUCUGUGCGUUAUAUUGAUGUAGCCAGUAAAACUUCAGUGUGGAAAAGCAAAGAGCUUAUUGGAGUGAAAGUGGCCAACGCUUUUAAUCCAUUCAUGAAUGUUAGUGCCUAGAGGUGUGACAUAUUAACAGCUGUUUUGAAAUCCAUAGCAAUUCCAUCUUGGAACAUUUUAAUAGCAAUUAAGUAUAUAUCGAGAUGACCAAUAGGUUAGUUGGUACCUGUUUGAUACUACAGAUUGAGAAAUGUACAGAAAAUGAUGCAGAUCUUUUUCAUGAUUUCAUGUAUUGUUUGAACUAAUGACUGACAAGGAAAAUGUUGGAAAGGAAUGGGGUGUUACAGGGUGGUGUUUCUGUUUGCUUUGGGGGCAUUGUAAUUUGGAAAAUGAUAACUCACCACUAAGGUAGAGGAACCUGUUUUUAAGUCAGGAGCUAAACCUAAUGGCCAACUAGAGUCUGUAACUAAUUAAUGGCAGGAAGAGGUAACUUUGAUAGCUUUUUCUGGAGUUUGCAUGGGAAACGUCUAUUAACUCUUUCUAAGGGUGGGAAAUGAGAGUCCUGUAAGUAGAGGCUGCAACAAAAUGUUCCAGUUUGGGGUGUUGCUGUUCAGGAUUCCAGGCAUUCCACUGCUUCUUGCCCCCAAGUCAGUCAACUAUAGUUCUGUGGCGACUGAGCAUGUUCAGCCCCCAUUGGGCUGUUUCUGGGGAUCUUGCCCACCUACUUAAGCCUCCCCCCCCCAAUGUAUGUUGUACUACUUCUAUACUUGGUAUUCUUCUAUGCCUGUGAUGUGUGUGGGUACUGCUACUUUGACUACCUAACUAACUACACUCUCCCUCUGAAGCCUGGGUACAUAGAGGGAACGAUUAUGGCAUUAUAAGGAAUUUCUUAGCUGUGUUGAUGAAUAAAUGGGUGUCUGGAACAGGACUGAUGUGCUUUUUGCCUUCACAUUUAGGUGCCCAUGAACUUGAACAGAUGCAGCUGAUUUUAGAAUCAAUUCCUGUUGUGCACGAGGAAGAUCGUCAGGAACUUCUUAGCGUAAUCCCAGUUUACAUUAAAAAUGAUAUGACUGAGCCACACAAACCUUUAACUCAGCUCCUCCCAGGCAUUAGCCCUGAAGGUAAUUUGGCUUCUUCUUUCCUCUCCCCCUUCUUUUUGUCAUCAGAGAGCUGGUUUGGCAAGAGCGGCAUCUACAUUUCAGGCUGUUAGUGCAUGCCAUGAACACUGCCUUCCACACAUGUUGGGGGCAAGACAAUCUCCGGUGAAUUGUGGAUUGAGUUGUUUUUGUGUGUGUCUUAUUAUACCAGUUCCUGAGUCCUCUUGGGAAAGGGUUGUGUUCUGUGGGAAUAUCAUUUUUCCCCUUGAGCUGUCUGAUUUGCUGAGUUAAACAGAAACUCAGUAUUCCGUGGAGAAUCAGACCAGGCAGUGCAAGGCUGAGAGCUUAGUCCCCUAGUGAAUUGUGCUGGUUGGGAAAAAAUGUAUAAUCAUGGUAGGUAGUAGAAACAGUUGAUGGCUGCUACUGGGGACACUAUGUAUUUUGUCCAAACAAGUCCACAAAAGUGUAUAAUCCUAAGAAGCUUUUCUUGUGUUCCCUCAUGGGGAAGUACUAGUGAUUUGUGCCCUAAAAGAGACAAAAGAGCUGUCCUUCAUAAAGUUUACCUGUGUAGCUGCUAGGAUGUAACUCUUUGUUCUCAUACUGAACCAGGUGCAAGUAGCUACAGUAUUUACAAGCCUGGCAUAUUUACACCCACCCCACUUCUUUCUGUUGUCUCUAUCAGAUUCAUUGCUGCUUGUAGAAGUGAGCUAAAAACACUACAGUGCUUUCUUUUUGCAAUUGUACAAAUCAUAUAGUCUUCUACAAGCAGCAAAAUGGAGCAAAUGAGGUUCCACAAUGAGGGAAAGGCAGCAAAAAAUGAGAAAAAACCCUUGCCUCUGCAUAGUACUGGCACUCUAAUCAUUUUUUCUGGCUACUAAAUAUUUGUUUCUAGUGCUCAGAAAAUUGAAAUAAUUAAGACCUGUCCACAAAUAAUGUAAGCAUUGCUUUUGCAUUUCAUACUUUGUCUUACUAGAGAAUGACUAAAAAACAAACAAACAGCCAGCUAUUCAUUUUGCCCUCUUUAGCACUGGACUUCCUGGAACAAAUACUGACGUUUAGUCCCAUGGAUCGAUUGACAGCAGAAGAAGCUUUGUCCCAUCCUUAUAUGAGUAUUUACUCCUUUCCAACUGAUGAGCCCAUUUCAAGCCAUCCUUUCCACAUUGAGGAUGAGGUGGACGAUAUUCUGCUCAUGGACGAAAGUCACAGCCACAUCUAUAAUUGGGAAAGGUAAACAGCUUCACAAUCAUUUUGUUUGCAUGUUGCAACUGUGCCUGAAACACCAGCUGGUUUCUUCUUUUAACAGUGAUGGAAUGCUCUAAGGUGGGAGAAGCAUUUCUAUGAUGAGGAGGAAAAGGAUCUUGGAGCAUAAAUUCUUCUCAUCCGCCCCCCCCCCCGCCCCCAUAAAUUAGAUUAGAAUUUUCUCCGUUCUAAUUAUUAUAAUUAAUUGCUACCAUUUGCAUGGUGUCCCAAACCACUUACCCCAUUAGCUUCAGCUGACCAGCUAAGGGGAUAAAAGUCCAUGUGCACUGGGUGUUCUGUAGCUAGUUUUGCAACAGAAUGAUGAGCAGCAUCUUGUACAUUCCAAUGCAAAAUAUGUAUUGGGAAAAUAAUGUGACUUUCCAGAAUAGUGGCAUCUUUGUUAAUGUACUUCCCCAAAUACAUUGAUUUCCAUUUUAUAACCAAGAUGUGAAUACCCCAAUGGGGAGGAAACCUUGCUGUGAGCAUUUAGUAAAAUUAACAUUGUACUCACUGAAGCAUCACAAAUUCCUUAUCAUAAGAGUUUGCACUUUAUAACUCUGAUUGAUGACACCAGCCCAUAUUUGGAACCAUUAUCUAAAUGUGUAAUUUUGAAACAGUUCUCAAACUGUUGCAGUUUCAGGUUAAAGCUAAAUGCAGCAGUUAAAACAAAAAAAACCAUUUUUUUGGAGAUGAUUGUUGGGAGUCAAGGUUCCUCUUCUCCCUUCUGCUAAGAAAUCUGCAACUGAAAUAGGACACUGAAAUGUUAACAUCACCUUAAAUGAAGAUGCAAUCCUUUCGUAAAUUGUAUGCUAAGGAAUGAGUUCUGCUGUCACUGAGAAAAGCUUCAAAAUUAAAGCUUUCUGAAGAGUGUGGAAAGUUGCCAGUUGACUUGCCAUACCAUUGAGUCUAAAAUGAGUGGCUAUUCAUAGUUUUCAUUGCUGUUAUCUGUCUUGACUCUUCUGCACUAUGUAAGCAAGUGGAUGCCUGUAAUUUACUAACAUCAGCCGUUAAUAUUACAGAUAUCAUGACAGUCAAUUUUCAGACCAUGACUGGCCUAGUCAUAACAAUUUUGAAGUUGAUGAAGUUCAGCGUGAUCCAAAGGCUCUUUCUGAUGGGACUGAUGAGGAAGAAGUACAAGUAGACCCUCGCAAAUAUUUGGAUGGCGAUCGUGAAAAGUAUCUAGAGGAUCCAGCGUUUGAUACCCACUUUUCCACUGAGCCUUGCUGGCAGUAUCCAGAUCAUCAUGAAAACAAGUACUGUGAUCUGGAAUGUAGCCACACUUGUAAUUACAAAAUGAGGUCCUCUUCAUACCUAGAUAAUCUGGUCUGGAGAGAGAGUGAAGUGAACCAUUACUAUGAGCCCAAGCUUAUCAUAGAUCUUUCCAACUGGAAGGAGCAGAGCAAAGAGAAGUCAGAUAAAAAAGGCAAGUCAAAAUGUGAAAGGAAUGGAUUGGUGAAAGCUCAGAUAGCUCUUGAGGAAGCCUCGCAGCUUGCAGAAAAAGAGAAGGAGAAGAAUCAAGGGUUUGAUUUUGAUUCGUUUAUUGCGGAAACUAUUCAGCUUAGUUUGCAGCACGAGUCAACUGAUAUUGACAAAUUAAAUGACUUGAAUAGCUCAGUGUCCCACCUAGAGUCGAAAGGCAUAUCCAAGUCAGUAAGCAGAGAGAAGCAGGAGAAAGGAAUGGCCAACUUGGCCCAAUUGGAAGCUCUUUACCAAAAUUCAUGGGAUGGGCAGCUCGUAAAUGGUGGGGAGGAAUGUUUCCUCAUAGACCAGUUUUGUUGUGAAGUCAGAAAGGAUGAGCAGAUUGAGAAGGAGAAUCCAUACACCAGUUACCUGGACAGGUUUUUUAGCAAGAAGGAAGAUGCUGAGAUGCUAGAAACUGAGCCAGUAGAAGAUGGGAAGCUUGGGGAGAAAGAAAGAGAGGGGAGCUUUUUAAGCAAUAGUGGGGAAUUUCUCUUUAACAAGCACCUUGAAGCGAUAGGUAUUCCUCAGUUUCACAGCCCCAUUGGGUCACCACUUAAAUCCAUACAGGCCACGCUAACGCCGUCUGCUAUGAAAUCAUCUCCUCAGAUUCCCCACAAAACAUACAGCAGCAUUCUGAAACACCUAAACUAAACGGCAGACAUUUCUUUUUGUAUUCAUGAAAUGUGUGUUCUUUUUUAUUGUAAGUAAUUUUUUUACUUGAAAUCAGAUAAUGUUAACUUUGGUAUGAAUUUCCUUAGUUUUCUGUUUACCAUUGUUUUUACAAUCCAGAAUUACUUUAUUUACAUGACAAUUCUUUUUUUUAAAACUGGCAUGUCAUUUGCACACAAAAGUAAAGAACAGAGCAAAACAAUGCACAUUGCAGGAGGAAACAAGAAUAAAAUGCACUAAACCAAGUAGAAACACUCUUCAGUUUAAACAGUUCAUGCUUUGCAGAGGAAAAAUAAGAAUCUUGCCUUGAAAAUUACACAGUGAGACUAUACAUAUUUGCAUGAAAAUAUCUAUUUUUCCCUGAAACAUUUUCAUUCAUAUGUAUUUUAGAAUUUUUCAUACUGUACACAUUUCUUAGACACAUGAUACCAGCAGCAACUGAAAAAUAAAUGCAGAAUUUGGUACGCAUGUGUUAUCUACCUCAAGGUAACAGCAGUAUGUGGCAAAACAUUAACCACCCAUAGUGCUUUUCAUAAUGCACUUCUAUUUAGCCAACAUUAUUGUAGUAGGUGGUAUGGAGAAAUCAUUCAAUAUUUAUAAAUAUUCUGGUAUGCCUUCUUUAUAGUGGAAAUGUUAAUAUGCAGCGUUUUAUUUAUUUUAGCAAAUUAUAUUUUCUGUCAUGAUAGAAAGUAAAAAAAAAUUGAACUUGCUUUACAGAUAAAGUUCUUGUUAGCACUGUGGUUUAUUGCCUACAUAGCUGAAAUAGAGAUGAAAUAACAUCCCCUUAUUCUGAGGUGAUCCAUAUGAGUUUUUAAAGAGAUUUCUCUUCAAGUAAGGCACUCACUGUGUAUAGGAAUUUGCAAUUUGGAGGUGCUUGAUCUCUCUCUACAAAGAAAUUAGGAAUUGUUUUAUUAUAAAAUGCUCCUAGAAGUCUUAAUUGUGUUAAUUUUUUAAGAACAAUUUUUGUAAUGUUAGUUGUGUGCAUGGAAGCAAUUAAGGUACAACAUUACUGUAGGUUGAAAGUUCUAUAUGGCCAGACAUUUUGUUUUUACUGUAUGUUUUUACUGAAUGAUGCCCUUUGUCUCAUCCCCAAAGCAAGCAUGAGUAUAAUUAGGUUAAAUGUAGCAUGUAGCAUCUCGGUCUUCUGACAGUUUGUUUUGCCUUCUGGGUUUUUGUUGUUUUUGUUUUUGGGAAACUAUGUAUCAUUGGCACCCCUGUUUUAAAGAGAAACAAAUAAAAACAUGGCCAGCAAAAAUUAUUCUUUUGUCUUGACAUGGGAGUGCUUCAGAUAGCCUUGAGUAAUUGCAAGACAUGAGCAUUAAUCAGUUUCAAGCUUGUUCCCAGGUCUAGGAAAUGACAAUUGUAGCGGGGUAAGGAAUUAAAAUGGAAACAUUUUCCCCUUGUGUGUGCUGUUUUUCAUACAAAGCAUUUCAGGCAAAGCAUGCCACAUUUCCAGCAUUGUCUGAAGGAGGAGAACGGUCUGACCUUUCUACUUGUGACUCUUUCUUUCUAAUCUUAAACAAAAAAAAUGACAGUAUAUUCAAAAUUGGGAUAGCUAUGUAAUGCAUAGCCACCUGCAUUGCAAAAACAAAAUAACUGGAGACUUGUUUCAUACAAGUAAAAAGUUAUCCAUCUUGCCAUUACUUCAUCUUUUAUAUUCAACGUGCUUGUGAAGUUGCAUGGAUUUUGCUCCAGAGCAUUGGUGCAGGGAGCGGGUGUCCUCCUACAGCUAUAAUGAAACAGAUUGAUUGAAGGUACAGUGUUGUAAAACCUGUUAACAGUUCCCUAAGGUAUUUAUGUAAUGAUUUUCCUUUCUAGUUUGUGUCUGAUCAAGAGUUAGUAAAAGCAGACGAUUUUUUAUUUUUAUUUCUUUGGGGUCCGUGCUAACACUGUAUUUACUGAUUCGUUCCAGUUAAUGCUAAAGUGCUUGGCCCAUGCCAUGAGAAUGCAUGUGAUAUAUUAUUGGCUUUGGUGUGUAAAGUGUGCAGUUUCCUGGUCCUCGACAUAAGUAGUAAUCAGAAACCACUGGAGUCUGUUUCCCAGUUCUGCUUGGCAUCUGACCAGAAGCUUACAUUUUAAUAAUUCUGAGCAUGAGAAGAAUGUGUGAGAAUAUUCUUCAGCAAGGUUCGGAACAGUAGGCUUUUAGCCAUUUCACACAGUUCCUCUUCUGGUCACUGAAGAGUUCAUUUUUAUGAAGCAGCGUUACUUGGACCUUUGACAUAAUGCUGUUUGGGGAGACAGCAUGCCAUGUCUAACACAAGAUACGGUUUAAGUGCCCUGGUAAACCAAAAUCCAUCCCAAGGGUGUGGUCAGAAAACUACUGGUUUGGCUGACUUCCUGUGGCAAAUGAGCUAAAUACCCUGUGUAUUGCACCCCUAGCAAUAACUUCUUUUCAACAUUAUUCCCGCACCAGCAUAGCAUGCUCACUUUCUCCAUUCUAACUUACUAAGACUUAGAUUUUGCUUGCAAAAGAUGACUGACGUUUCCACCAGUCUCCCUUUCCGCUGAUCAGAGGAAAAAGUGGUAACAGUCUUUUAUACAAACCUUUAAAGCAACUUUGAUGUUACACCAUUUCUGAAAGGUUGAUUGUGUGUUUGCCAGAUCUUUGCUCUGGUGUAAUGAUAACAGCCUUUGUAUAAACCCUCCCGCUCCCUAAAGUAGAAGAUAAAGUUGAGAAUCAUUUAGAGCAGGACUACUCGUAGAACUUACGUAACAGAAUGUAUUCAUUACAAAACAGAUACUGACCUUUCUAUCUCUUGGAGCUGUUGAGAGAAGGAACUUUAGAACAAAGUAACUAGCAUACUUAAUGUCCAUGGAAACAUAAUAUUCUUGAUGCAAUGAAUGCCAUGCAAUCAAUAUGGCUCCUACUAGGAAAUCCUUAUUUUUUUCUUUGUUUUAGAAACAAGACCGGUACAGUAAUGGUAAAAGCCACCUAUGGUGUGCCAUGAAGUGUGCGGUUUGCCCACAAACUUGCAGUUCUCACACAUAAUCCUCACACCCCUUUUCGGAUCUUCUGACAUCGAGACCUGGAUGCGCACAAUUUGGUAGCCCAAGAGUUAACAAGGGCAUCAAACAUAAACAUAAAUUUUCAUGUAGCAAAACAGAAUUGGGAUAUUAAUUAAAUAGAACCAGUAAGCAGCACACUUAACUGCUAAUUUUCAUAGAGUUAAAAACUAAUUAUAUUCUUAAAAGUGCACAUUAAAACUAGGAUGCAAUGCAGUAAGAAUUGGGACAAGAAAUGGGAGAGGAUGUUUGCUAAAUGGAGGGAAGCAGGAGAUCUGGCUGGAGGGGAUAUCAGAAGGAAAACGCUGAUUUUUAUGAAGCUAUAGGAAAGCUUUUGGCUAAGAAUCAGAAGGAAUUAGGUGGGAGGCUUGGGUGCAAUGAUCUGAGUGCUCCAGUUCUGGGUUUGUUUGUUUUUUCAGUGGAUGGUUAUAAGUAGUGGGGGGGAAAGAAUCAAAGAUAUUGGGUAAGAAAGAGAGGGCAGCAGCCAAGGGAAAGAAUUGAUCAUCCCAAGAUAGAGGGAGCUGAUAACACUUGAAAGCAGAAGAGGAACUUGGGAUGGGGGAGAGAUGGGAUAAAGAUUGGCUGAGCCCUAAGGGGACUGGAAUUAAGAAUAAAGGACAAAGGGGCAAAAGGGACCAAGCAAUGAAUGAUAAGAUGCCUGGGAAUGUGGGGUGAGCUGUUUUCAGGGCUUCAGUCAAAAAGCAGGAUGCAAAUCCAGUAGACACAUAAAACGCAUUAUAAUAAUUUUAAAAAAAUUAAAAACAGCAACACACUAAUCUCUAAAGGCAGCUAUCUUUUUUUUUAAAAAAAAAGCCUCUUCCAAUAUGAACUAGUCUGAAAAAUGCCUGCCAUGUGCUUGACAGCACCAAAGAAUUGCUUCAACUGUGUUUUCCUUUGCACUUCACUAAUUAUAGUUUUGGUGUGACCAAAAUCAUAUGAAAAGACUAACAGAUUUAUUAUGACUCACGUGUUGAUUUAAGCGAAGAUUUACGCAGGGUGUGCUUUUGCAAACUGGUACGGCAGCAUUUUCAGAAAUAAUUCGGAAGCAGAUGGGUUUGUUUGCUUAAGUUUUGCUGACGGUCUGUCACUCUCAUUCAGUGACAGUUUGAGUGGAUUUCAGGGCGUCUUAUUUAUUGCCUCCUGAUUUCCUCUCUGCUGUUUGCCAAAAGAUCAAAAUGAGGCAAAAGUCUUCUGUGGAAUUUGCAUUUUGGUCAACCACCCAAGGGAGAGAAGGAGGCUGAGUGGAUGGAAGGGAAUGAGCUGGCAGGCAGGCUCAAAUCUAGGAGGAAAUGUCUCCACUGUGUCAACAAGGGUUUUUGAGGUCUUUAUUAUGUUUAAAACCCAUCUUCUGUCCCCACAUUAGCUCCCAAAGCACUUAAUAUGGGUCGAGGAACCUAUUUUACCCAGAGGGCCAAAUUCCCUUCUGGAAUGCCAAUGGUGGGUGGAGUCAGGGGCAAAGGUGGGUGGAGCAAUGAAUGUAAAUUUUACCUUUGUACAGUAAGCUAGUUUCUGCACACUCUCUCACACACCCCUCUAUCUCCCAUCCAGGUAAUUAAAAAGCACUAUCAGAGUUCAGGCAAAAAAAUACUCAAAAGGGGGUGCAAAUCAUGGCUGGUGGAGAAUGUGGCUUGGGAGGUUUGUGACCUGAGGGAAAUUCCAAAGGCCCAAAAAGAGAAGCCUGGAGGAGCUUCAUUAACUGAGAACCUCAAAAUUUUGGAUCCCUUCCAAGCCGGCUGUUCCAAUCAAACAUGCUACAUUUGCUUGCCCCAGUUACUUAAUUUUUCUGUGUUAUAACCAGAAAUAACCAGAAUAUCAGCUACCCAGUUUGGAGGCUCUAAAAAUGGGGGGUUUGUGCUACAAAGCCCUACAGAAGUUUUAGCACUGGUUUGGAGGGGAUCCACAAUUUUGGGCCUCAUACUUCCUGAAGCUGCCUGGAGGGCUAUGUUGGGCCCCUAGGCCUGAGGUUCCGCAACUCCUGAUCUAAUGUUUAAAGUCCACACAGACGUACACUAUAAUGAGAGAUAUGUUGAUAUGUGCGUGGUAAACCUGGGCAUCUUGUGGUACAGCUGAGCUUGAAGGCUGGGUUUUGUUUUUUAACAAGGCUCACUUGUAUGUUUGGACUGUAUGUGUUACCCUGCCACUGAGUCACCGCAGUCAGCUCUUUCAGGGCUCAAAUUAGGGCGGCUGGAGGAGAGAGAUGCUGGCUCAAAGGACAUUGGUUCCAGGUAGCCUUGAGCUGCGGUGUAGGUGAGUUCAUAAUCUGCUCAUCAGUCCUGAACUCUGGUUCACUUCCAUUACUUGGCUAAGACCACGGGGAAUCAGGAGAUCAUGCCGUGAUGAAACCGGCUGCAUGUGGAAGAGCAGCCGAUCUUGAAAAGCGAAUGACGAGAGAGUAGCCUGAGGCUGGCUGCAGCAGAGAGGUGAAAGAUAACAGCCUUGGGGGGCAUUGGCCUGUAACCGGUGCGUCAAGAUUCAAAACAGGGUCAGGGACAACUGCAGGAUAGAAAUGUACCAAGCACACAACCGCCAUUGUCUUUUAAGGAGGAGAUGCUGGAUGAGGCUGAUGGGAGUUGCUAUCCCACAACAUCUGGAGGGGCACAUAUUCACCACCCCACCCCUAUUCUAAAGUGAAACCUUGGGAGCUUCCCUGUCCCUGUAUGGCGAGAGUGAAAUAGGUCACUGCUUCUAGAGGCUGACCUUUUCGAGAAGUCUCAGGUGGCUGUUCCAAGUGUCACAUCCACAGGUUGAGUCAUCCUUAGAAGUUGCUAAAUAUAUUUCCUUAGUCACAGCAAGCUUUCAGCAUUUGCGGAUCUGCUGGCUGAGCGAGCUCUGCUCCUGCCGCAGGUGAGUGGGAAAAGAUGCUGGGUGUUGCAGACGAAAAAUUAAAAUAGUGUUUAGUGGGGGUGGAAUAGCAGAGCUAUAGCAUAUCCCUUGGAACACAUCCACAUCCAUUAAAAGCACAUUCGGUGCACAUAUAAAACACAUGACUUCCCCCAAAGAAUCCUGGGAAAUCCUGGUUUCCUCCUCACUGAGUUACAAUUCCCAGCAUUCUUCACAAACUAUACAGUUCACAGGAUUCUCUGGGAGAAGUUAUAUGCUUUCAGUGUUUGUUGAAUGUGCUUUAAAUAUGGGGCCUGAAUCUCCUCUGUGACUCCCCCUGUGUGGCUUUGAGUAUAACCCAGCACAGUGAAAUAUAAUCUGAAUAGCUCAGUUCUAAAGGCCUCAGGCCAUUCAUCAGGGACCAGAUUGAUUCAUUGACACUUACAUUGAGUACUCCAUAGCAACUAGGGCGCUCAGGCCUAAGAAUAACAGUGAAUAAUAAGUCAUUGAUUUAUCAUUGCAGCUUAAAUGUCACUUUUAGAAGACACAGGGCUGCACUUCUUAAAAAGAGAGAGAUUUCAAAUUUAUUCAUGUAGGCGUUUCUAAUUUAAGCAACUUUCUCCAAAAUAUACCGUUUCCAACUUUAUGUUGCUGCUCCUUCUUUAUCAUGACCAACCUAUAUUGGGGAAAGGGUGACACACCACAGAUUUAUUCACACACACACACACACACACACACACACACACACACACACACAAAAUCCAGGGUGGGAGGAGAAGCUUUUUACCUUACCGAUGUUGUUAGACUCCAACUUUGGUUCCAUGAUGGAUGGAAGAAAGGCAGGACAGAAAUAUAAGAAAAUAAACAAACCUUCACCAGACCCAGCUGGCAAGGCCAAUGAUCAGGGAUAGUGGAAACCAGGGCCAGCCCACCUAUGAGGCAAGGUGAGGGAGUUGCCUCAGGUGGCAGAUCUCACCAUCUCAUCCUUUGUCACAGUCACCUUCUCUGUGCCUGGUGGCUGCAGGUAAACACAAAGAAGGCGGCUGCAGCCAUAGGUGGACACAGAAGAGGAGGCCACAGCUGUGGGUAACAGCAGAUGAAGGCAGGAAGGGGGGGUGGCAUUUUCUGUUUUGCCUGAAGCAGCAAAACAUCCUGAGCCAAUCCUGGUGAAAACCAGUCCAGCAACACCUGGAGGCCCAUGUUGUUGUUUGUUGUUUAGUCGUUUAGUCGUGUCCGACUGUUCGUGACCCCAAGGACCAGAGCACGCCAGGCACUCCUGUCUUCCACUGCCUCCCGCAGUUUGGUCAAACUCAUGCUGGUAGCUUCGAGAACACUGUCCAACCAUCUCGUCCUCUGUCGUCCCCUUCUCCUUGUGCCCUCCAUCUUUCCCAACAUCAGGGUCUUUUCCAGGGAGUCUUCUCUUCUCAUCAGGUGUGGAGCCUCAGCUUCAGGAUCUGUCCUUCCAGUGAGCACUCAGGGCUGAUUUCCUUCAGAAUGGAUAGGUUUGAUCUUCUUGCAGUCCAUGGGACUCUCAAGAGUCUCCUCCUCCUUCAAAAGCAUCAAUUCUUCGUCAGUCAGCCUUCUUUAUGAUCCAGCUCUCACUUCUAUACAUCACUACUGGGAGGCCCAUAGGUUCCCUUAAUUCAAAAUCACACUCAAAAACUCCUUCACUACCAAUCCAGCUCAUUGCCUGCCUACUGCCACUGGCCAUCUGAAGUGGUCUCCAAUGUGAAUCUAUGCCUCUGUCCGAUGUACAUAACAGAGAGGUUUCUCCUUGUUCAAACACUUGAUGCUACUAUCAUUUUAUUCUUUCUGAAUUGGGCCAGGGCUGGCCCAAGAUAUUUAGGCGCCUGAGGCAAACCCCAAAAUGCCGCCGCUCCACCCACCCCCCAUUGACAGGGAAGAAGGGGCGAGUGAAUAUCUGCAUCAGGAACAAGGGGUGGGGGGAUAAAGAGUGACUUCAGAAUCUGUUGCCCCUGUGUAUUCUGCUGCCUGAGGCAGUUGCCUCACCUUGCCUCAUGGGUGGACCAGCGCUGCCUCAGACCAAGCACCACCAUUUAGUCCCAUGCUUUCUUUUACCAAGACAUUGUUCCUGUUUUUAUCAUGCAUGACUCCCUCUCAGCAAGUUUUGGAAGAAAGCUGAUGCAUUCCACCCAUGCUCAAGAAUAGCAUAUUCUCUGGGUGAACAGCCACCCAUAUACCGUAUUUUUUGCUCUAUAAGACUCACUUUUUCCCUCCUAAAAAGUAAGGGGAAAUGUGUGUGUGUCUUAUGGAGCGAAUGCAGGCUGCACAGCUAUCCCAGAAGCCAGAACAGCAAGAGGGAUUGCUGCUUUCACUGCGCAGCGAUCCCUCUUGCUGUUCUGGCUUCUGAGAUUCAGAAUAUUUUUUUUCUUGUUUUCCUCCUCCAAAAACUAGGUGCGUCUUUUGGUCUGGUGCGUCUUAUAGAGCGAAAAAUACGGUACAUGUUACAUCAACCGUUAGCAGUUUUACUGCUCAUGAAUUGCCAUCCUGUCAUCUUCGAUUCUUCGGGAUGGGGUGAAGAUCCUUUUCCCUCCAGUUGUUUGCUGAACCACAACUCCCAUCAGCUUCGGACAGCAGGACCAAUGGUGAAGGAUGAUGGGAGCUGCAGUUGCCCUUACUUUGCAUUGCAAGCUGCCUAAAUAUUUUUUUAUUAAAAGCAAGGCCAAUGUUUUUGUUCUAACCUCAUAACUGUGGCACUGUUUGGCAUUUUGACAAGAUGGGUUAUCUAUGUGUCCUUGAUUAGGUCAGAGGGCAGAUAUGACUUCUGGAUUUAAAAAUAACCCAGGCAUUCUAAAAACAUCAGCAAUGAAAAUACAGCGGAGCUUCAGACGACUGAGGGUACUUAUUUGCAAUACAAAAAUACAAAGUGAAACCCCUAUUAAAAUUCACAUCAAUGUCUGUUUUCCACAAGAUCGCAAAGGGCAGCUAGCCAUUCUUAAAAGCACCAGAGCACCAUUUCACCUUCGGAGAGCCUUACAAAUCUGUUCAAUGACAUCGCUUCAUCAACAUGUUUGGUCUUUGAUGAUUCCUUUAAUGGGAAUGGUGGUUCUCCAGUACUGAUCUUGCAACAAUGGUGUAUUAGCAGAUUCAGCAUCUAGUUUAUACUGACCACCCUAGAGAAACACAACACUGUUUAGUAAAAAAACAAAAAACAAAAAUACCUUCAAUUAUUAUUGCCAAUUAUUACUUUGCACAUUUGGUGUGUGAGUGUUCUAUACUCAAACUGCAACAGCUGCAUCCCACACAAUUUAAUCCCAUUUUAUCUGUUUAUUAUUAAUUUGUUAAAUAUAUAUACCACCCCUAAUCAAAAGAAUGUAGGGUAGUUUGCAACACAGAACACAAUAGUCAGCAUGUAAUGUAAUAUCUAUACAACGUAAAGUUCAAAGCAGUUUUAUAUAUGCAGUUGUGAUCAUAAUAAAUCAAAAUUAUAAAUUGUGUGGCUUGCAACUGCCUAGCACAACCUACACAGAAUCCUUUCUUGGGAUAUGAUUUGGUAAGCCCAGUACCUUGAAUGAAAACAAGCCCCCAUUGCCAUAAGGAUGUGCCAUAUUACUGUAUUUUUCCAUGUAUAACACGCUCCUAUGUAUAAGAUGACCCUUAUUUUUUGGGAUCCCAAAUUAAGGAAAUGAAGGGAGAUUGCCCAGAACUGUUGAGCUUUUUUGGGGUGGGGGUUGCCGACAAUCGUUCACCCUCCUGACCACCACUGCCAAUCGCACACCUCACAAAAGAAACCAAUCAUCUGCCUGCUUGCCGCCAGCAGCCACCAAUCACACGACCAAUUGCUGCAGCAGCAGCCAAUCAUCAGCAGGCCUUGCUGCAGCCACCAAUCACCCGCCCAAUCGCCGCUGACAAUCUCCUGCUCAUGGCUGCCACCAAUCGCCCUUCCCUCCUCUGUACUAUCCACGUAUAAGAUGAACCCCAAUUUUUAGCAUUUAUUUAUAAUUUUAAAAAUCGUCUUAUACACGGAAAGAUACGGUAAUUAUCCCAAAGCAAAAUUUCACCUCCACAGGUGUGCUUCAGGAUGUGCUUGUUCAGCAGUUCAUCCUGCGGAACUGCUGUUCAUAAUGGCCAAGUUCCGAAUAUAAUCACUGUUUAUUUUCCCCCCUUAUAGCUCUCCUAUUUCAUUUCUGGCUCUUUUACCAAUUUUGCCACACCAUUGCUUUGUUCUGGCCCAGAAAGCUCCAUCAGUGGUACUGCUACAUCCAAAACUCUGUAAGCUGCAACAGAAACGACCUCCUCUUGAGAUUCCAGAGAAAUCACUGGAGCCUCUUCCAAGCUUUAACUCCCCUUUAGAGAGACGUCAACUGAAGAUCCUGGGCCGAUCAUGUUUUUAAAUAGCCACCACUUAGGCAAAAGCUGAACGGCAGCCCCACACCCAGCCAUUCAGCAAAUGUCACCCAGGGCUGGCUCCAGAAAGAGGCAGAGUGAAACAGAGUGAUUUGGGCAGGUUUUUAAACGGCAGCAAAUUGUUGCCCGUUUACUGUAUCUUUCUUUAUUGUAGGAGGGCUGCUUGUGGGAUUUUUGGCCUUGAUUUUUAAUCAGGUGAAGCGUAUACCAUGGACUGAAGCUGUGCCCACAAAGGGACUGACUUCUGAUGUGACAGAGCAGUUGCUGCCCAGAAUAUUCUCAGCUCUUGCUGCUGCCAGAGGGCCUGCGCACCUCAGGUGACAGGUCAAAGGGCAUGGCGGCACUUGGAAGUAUCUUGCUAGGGCCAGCUAAGUUUUACUUGCUAAAUUAAGCACAAAUCCUUAAUUAGCCGAUUGGCAAAGAACUGGAGUUGAUGCCCGAUGAUAAAACGGGCUCGAUUUAAAAGAGGCCGCUUUAAAGACUUUGAAGAGGAGGGGAAUCUACUCAGGCACUCAGUGCCGGAGCUACAAAUUUUGCCGUGGGGGCGAAAGUCUAAUGAGUUGCUGCCCUGCUUAAUGGAAAGAGUGAACUCACAUAAAAAUCAAGAUUUACAUCCAGGCAAAACAAAAGAUUAAACGAUUAAGGACAUGAAUGACAUUUAUGCCCUUGAAUAAGGUUAUUUGAACCCAGUAAAGUUGGGAAUUGUUGAAAACUUAUAUACGUGUGUGUGUGUGUGCUGAGAUUGAAAUAUUACUACAAUUACUACUAUUAUUACAAUUGACCUUCCUCUACCUCCCGUACAGGUGAUACCUCAAAAUAUCAGUUCCUAAGUUACCUUGUUCCAUUUAACCACAGGUGGGUGGGUGCCAGUGGAUAAGAUCAGGCUACAUGGUGUUGAUUUGUGUGCAAACUAAAAACCUCGACAGGCUUAGCGGCUGUUGCAUUUCCAAAACUUUUAACACCUGCACCAGCAGCAUCUGCGCGUGCAGCGGCAGCGGCCCCAGUGGAUCGCUGCCCCACAACAAGAAGAGCCAGUGUGCUUCAGCCAGCUCUGUGCAGUGGUACCUCGGGUUACAUAUGCUUCAGGUUACAGACUUCGCUAAUCCAGAAAUAGUGCUUCAGGUUAAGAACUUUGCUUCAUGACGAGAACAGAAAUCGUGCUCCGGCAGUGCGGCGGCAGCGGGAGGCCCCAUUAGCUAAAGUGGUGCUUCAGGUUAAGAACAGUUUCAGGUUAAGAGCGGACCUCUGGAACGAAUUAAGUACUUAACCUGAGGUACCACUGUAUUUUAUCUUACAUUUUUAUGUUUCUGUUGUGCAUUUAUGUUUCUGUUGUGCAAAGAGCAUUUGCCAGGGGCUCUUUUCCUUCUGCUCAUGGUUCAUUGAACCCAAACCCCAAAAGCAAUAACGAACGAUAAUGUCUACUGGAUCACCCCAAGCUACGAGACUUGUUGUUUUUGAAACCACGGGGCAUAUAAAACAGCUGUUUUCCCCCCCGAAGACCUUCAUUUCCCUCAAGCCAACGGUCCUGUGUUAAAUAUUAACAGCUGUGGGACAAAAUUCAACAGGCAGGAGCAAUGAUUCAGUAUUUGCCACUGACGCGGAGGCAAGGCCAAGGUCCUGGCAAAGGUUUGUGGAGAGCAAGAGCAGCGUAGCUUGCAGGGCUAGUUAAUGGGCCAAUGCAUUAAAAAAAAAAGAAAUGCAUGUUUCAGCUCUAUAGCAGCUGGCUAUCCCUGCUUGGAAAGCAGCGGCGGCAGCCUUAGCUAUGCCUGAAAACAGAAAGAGCCCCUGAGAAGUAUGUCCGUCCCGCUGUCAAUGAGUCACACUUACUCUCGGUCACUUUUUCCACUCAGCUGUUUGGCAAUUGGAGUUCAGGCCACUCACAGAGCAGAAUGUGGGAGCAGGGACUAGUGUUGUCAAGAGUGCAGCAUUGAUUCAAGCAAUGGUGUUAUCACAAGGCCAAACAGCACGUGACAUUAUCCGUGUGGGGUGCAGUGGGGUGCUAAGUUUUUCUUGCGCAAAGAAUCAGCAGGAGGGGAGGAGUAUCAAACUGGAUCGGGUGGGAGGUAGUGCUUUAUUUUAUUUUAUUUUAUUCAUUUUUAUUGAUUUUCCAGUAAAAACAGCCAAUCAACAUAUCCGCAUCAUAAUCUAAUUAAAAUCAAUAAACUAAAAUAAAAAAACAACCAAAUUGUAGUCCGAAUUGUAAUUAUUAAUUUUUCCAGGCUCCCCAAUGGUCAAAGGCCUGGAAACGAUGCCUUAUGAGGAACGGCUAAGGGAGCUGGGCAUGUUUAGCCUGGAGAAGAGGAGGUUAAGGGGUGAUAUGAUAGCCAUGUUCAAAUAUAUAAAAGGAUGUCACAUAGAGGAGGGAGAAAGGUUGUUUUCUGCUGCUCCAGAGAAGCGGACACGGAGCAAUGGAUCCAAACUACAAGAAAGAAGAUUCCACCUAAACAUUAGGAAGAACUUCCUGACAGUAAGAGCUGUUCGACAGUGGAAUUUGCUGCCAAGGAGUGUGGUGGAGUCUCCUUCUUUGGAGGUCUUUAAGCAGAGGCUUGACAACCAUAUGUCAGGAGUGCUCUGAUGGUGUUUCCUGCUUGGCAGGGGGUUGGACUCGAUGGCCCUUGUGGUCUCUUCCAACUCUAUGAUUCUAUGAUUCUAUGAUUCUAUGAUUCUAUGAUUCUAUGAUUCUAUGAUUCUAGUCUGGACCUCUGAAGCAUAUUGGGAGGUAGCGCUUUAAGCCUUUCCUCCUUGCAGUGUCCUGACCCCGCAAUAUUGACAAUGAGAUAUGAGUUCUAAAAAGGCCCCUUUCCACGCCAUGGUUCAGGGCCAGUCCAGGACAUUUUGCCGCCUGAGGCAAAUCAAACAAUGGCAUCCCCCUCCCCUGCUGCCUCCACCACUGCUUCUGCCUGAGGUGACUUGAGACAGCCUGGGGAAGCCCUGAAGUACACAGAAGGCGUGGGGGCGGCAUAAGAUGGAAGUCAAAGAGGAGCAGAUGGGGUAAUGGUGGAGGAGGCAGAGGAGGAGGUGAGUGACAAGUGCAGGAGGUGGUAAGUGGUGUCUCCUUGAGGCCCUGAUCUGCUACUGCCCCUCCCAGCUGUCUGCAGCUUGCCGCCUGAGGCAACUGUCUCACCGCCCCCAUGGGAGGACCGGCCCUGCCAUGGUCACAAUCUAGCUAGGCCUUCCUGUACCCAUACAAGCUAUUUGUGAACUGAAAAUAGUCAUACGAGUUGCAGACCGCCGAAACCCGGAAGUACCAGAAUGGGUUACAGCGGUUGCGCAUGCGCAGAAGCGCUAAAUCGCUUUUGCACAUGCACAGAAGCGCCGAAUUGCAACCCACGUGUGCACAGAUGCAGGUUGCGAACGCUGCGGGUUGCGAACAUGCAUCCCACACGGAUCAUGUUCGCAACCCGAGCGUCCACUGUACUGAACUCAAGGGAAACCCCCAUAAAUAACAUCACAUGUGUAGUUUGAACAACCUUAAUUGAAAACAACCUGAGAUAAUUCUCUCUCUCUCUCUCUCUCUCUCUCUCUCUCUCUCUCUCAUACACACACACACACAAUUUUUUGUAUGUUGUUUGCAGAAUCGUCAGGCUCAGUAUGUCCACAUCCCCAUCUGGAAAUGAACAGGGGUGCUAUAAGGAUUCAUCCAGCAUUGACAUGUCUGGGAAUCUCAUGCUGUGUUGACUGCUGUGGUAAAAGUGUUCAUGUGAGCCCAGCCUACAAAAUGGCAUCCUUGAACAACUGUCAGGGUCCCACUUGCCACCACCACCACCAUUUUCUUUUAGAUGCCCGGUCCUGCCUACCUGUCAAAGUUGGCCUGGGGGGGGGGGAUAGUCACCAAGCAGGACUGAGCUCCCCCUGCAUCAAGGGGAUGCCCAAGGGGAUAAAUUCUGCUCUUUUCAGGGUUCGGGGACAGGGUUCUGAGAUUGACCUCUUGACUCAGUCCUGCAUGGUUUGGGUGCAAAAGGGGGAUUCUCUUAUGCACCCAAAACCUAGCAAGAUUGAGGUCCCCAUUCAACAGCUGAUGCGCGGCAUGUUCAGUCCUGUCAUAUCUGUCUGCCCCGUCUGGUGCAAGAAGAUGUCAGGUGUGAGACAGGUGAGCGUUGUUUGGGGGGAAUGGGCUGGUGGGCCAAAUGAGGAGGCCCAUGGGCCAAAGCUUCCCCACUUCCAGCAUAAAAUGACACCACAUUGCAACAUCUACAGUGGUACCUCAGGUUAAGUACUUAAUUCGUUCUGGAGGUCCAUUCUUAACCUGAAACUGUUCUUAACCUGAAGCACCACUUUAGCUAAUGGGGCCUCCCGCUGCCACCGUGCCACCGCCAUGCGAUUUCUGUUCUCAUCCUGAAGCAAAGUUCUUAACCCGAGGUACUAUUUCUGGGUUAGCGGAGUCUGUAACCUGAAGCGUAUGUAACCCAAGGUACCACUGUAUUGACCUGGACUGCUACACACACACACACACACACACACACACACACAAAACUUUAAGUCCUCGUUACAAAUGUGUCAGCAUAAGCCCUAGUUGUGUCCUUUGUCCCUAUAUCUUGUGACGGUGGAACUUAGAAGAAGACCCAAAGGGAUCAGAGAUCUUGUGUGUUCUGCAAAAACAAAAAAACCAAGAGGAAGACAACAACACAAUGUUCCCAGAGACAAUAUUGAACGUUGCUAUCUUCUCAGCAUGGAAGCACUGCAGUUUUAGCAGCAAACUGGAUUAACAGACACCUUGACCCAGUUUAUCCCAGGACCAACGAUAAUGAAUGCGUCACCUCUUGCAACAUCCUCGGAUGCAGGAGAGAGAGUUAGCAAUGCUUUAACACCUUUCCUUCAGCACAGCAAGCAGAGAAGUCAGAAGGAAAUGAAAAUCAGAAACUAUUAAAGCUUAAAUGUAUGUAAAAUAACCAAAGUGAGCAUUCGACUAAGGAGUGUUGGUAAUAACAGAAAUACGCUGCUGCUGAUAAGCUUGCUGUCAUCUCUGGUAAGAUACAAACAUUUUAUCUCAAUUUGGGCCACUUUCAGUCCUGAUUCCCUUCAAGACAUGUAUACUGGAAGGACAGAAACAGUAAAAGAAGGCUGACUAGAUAGGAAUGGAACAUGGCAUAGUGAGAGAGGACAUUAUCUGCAUGCAAAAAGUCUUAAGUCCAACCUCUGACAUUUCCACUUAAAAAGGAUCGGGCAGCAGGAGAUGGGAAAGAUCAGCACAGCAGGACAUGCCCUUUGGAACUCCUUGCCCAUUGAUGUUAGGCAAGCACCUUCACUACACUGUUUUCAGGGCCUACUUUUUUUUAGGCAAUAUUUUAAUAUGGAAUUUUAUUUUCUAAUGUAUAUUUUUAACUGCUGGUUUUAUUUAUAUUUUGGAAUGUUUAAGUCACCUUGUUUGCAACUUCUGAUUUUUGCCCAUGCUUUUUAUGCAUGCUUUAUGUAAACUAGGGAUGCGGGUGGCGCUGUGGGUUAAACCACAGAGCCUAGGGCUUGCCGAUCAGAAGGUCGGCGGUUCGAAUCCUCGCGACGGCGUGAGCUCCUUUUGCUCGGUCCCUGCUCCUGCCAACCUAGCAGUUCGAAAGCACCGCAAAAACUGCAAGUAGAUAAAUAGGUACCGCUCCGGCGGGAAGGUAAACGGCGUUUCCGUGCACUGCUCUGGUUCGCCAGAAGCGGCUUAGUCAUGCUGGCCACAUGACCCGGAAGCUGUCUGCGGACAAAUGCCGGCUCCCUCAGCCUAUAGAGCGAGAUGAGCGCCGCAACCUCAGAGUCGUCCGCGACUGGACCUAAUGGUCAGGGGUCCCUUUACCUUUAUGUAAACUGCUUAGAGGUUUUUAUGAUUAAGCAGGAUGCAAUUUCUGCUAGAUCAAGGAGAAAUAAAUAAAGACCUCUGCCAGAAGACCCUGGCAAGCUGCUGACUGGAUAAUAUGGGCCCAGGUGGAUAAACCUUCCUACGGCAAGUCCAAAAUAUUGAUAGAAUGGCAUGAAGUCCCUGGUACCGAGACAGUUUAGACUUCUGACAACCAGCGUUCUGAAUCGGCCCUAGAGCCCAACUGGGAACACACAAAAGUUAUGUGUUCAGGACACUGCGUUCCAUUCAAACUCUGACAAAAGCCAUCUGGAGCAGUUGUAGUUUUGGUAUGCGGUUCAGAGAUAGCUCCUCCACAUAUAGAAAGUUACUGCAACCAAAUCUGGACGUCACACCAAGGUGUGAGUGACAAUGGCCAGAGAAUGACAUUGCAAAGUCCUUCCUCCGGUUGGCUGAGAAAUGUUAAAUUGUGCUCACCUAAUCCAGUCUCAGCAAUGAAUUAUCCAUCUCACUGUGGCUUGUGUGUGUCCUUGCUUCUCGCCUCGCCUCCCUGCUUCCUUUCUCAGAUGCUAUUGUGAUGAAUGGACAGGCAAAUUUCCACUGCUCUGCCAAGCAUCAAACCCCUGGGUCAUGUUUUCCCAUUUUCUUUCCUGCUUGGUAUGUCGGCUAUUUACAUCUAGCUAUUUGUUACAUGUGCGCAUGACCUUAUCCGGCAUUUGGGGGAGCCUUUAAAUGCCUAUAGAUGUUUUUUAAGGAAAAUCAUUGCAAGCUGAGGGUUCCCCACAAGCUGCUUUGCCAAAUCCCGUUCCAAGGGCUUCCUGGGACAGCAUCCAGGAAUUUUCUGCUGACGUGGGGACAGACAAGAAGCACUCGUUUUGGCAGACCUCUACCAUGAGGGCAUGAAAACUGAAAACACAUCUGGAUUCCUGUUGUGAAAACACGGCUGGCAUUGUUGGCUGCCACUUUUUGCCACAGUAUCUGAAAAAAAGAUAGGACCCUUUUUCUUUGUCUUGCUGUGCGGGGCGGGGGGAGGGGAAGCCACCUGUUAUUUUUGAAUCUCCACUGAUCAGUGCACAUAUAUUUUGUCAAAAUAAAAUUACAGUCUCUAACUGAACUUCAGGGUGGCUCCCUCCAGAUAUCAUUUUUAACAGCACUUAUUAUUAUUAUUAUUAUUAUUAUUAUUAUUAUUAUUAUUUAUAUCCCACCCUAUACCCAGAGGUCUCAGGGUGGUUCACAGAAAAGUUCACAACAUAUAUAAUCAGAAUAAAAACAACAACCCAAUAACACGCCCCCCCCGAAAAGACCCACAUUUUAAAAGGGCAUAGGAUGUCAAACAGAUAAACCAAAGGCUUGAUUUAAAAGGAACAUUUUUGCCUGGCACCUAAAGGUGUGUAAUGAAGGCACCAGGUGAACUUCCCUGGGGAGAGCAUUCCACAGACGGGGAGCCACUGCAGAGAAGGCCCCGUUCUCAUGUUGCCACCCUCCAGACCUUUUGAGGAGGCGGCGGCACAUGAAGGAGGGCCUCAGAAGAUGACCUCAGGGUCCAGGUAGGUUCAUUUGGAAAGAGGCGGUCCUUGGUGUAUUGCUGUCCUGAGCCGUUUAAGGCUUUAUAGGUCAAAACCAGCCUGGUUUUGUGCCUGGAAACUAAUUGGUAGCCAAUGCAGUUGGACCAGGAUCAGUGUAAUAUGCUCAAACCAUCUUGCUCUGGUGAAUUCUGCACUAGCUGAAGUUUCCAAACCAUCAGCCCUAUGUAUAACGCAUUGCAGUAAUAUAGCCUUGAGGUUAGCAGAGUACAGUGGUGCCUCGCAAGACGAAAUUAAUUCGUUCUGCGAGUUUUUUCGUCUUGCGAAUUUUUCGUCUUGCGAAGCACGGUUUCCCAUAGGGUAUUAACGGUUUUAAGAAAAAGGAAACAAACUUGCAAGACGUUUUCGUUUUUCGUCUUGCGAAGCAAGCCCAUAGGGAAAUUCGUCUUGCGAAGCAACUCAAAAAACGAAAAACUCUUUCGUCUUGCGAGUUUUUCGUCUUGCGAGGCAUUCGUCUUGCGAGGUACCACUGUAUUAGGCCAUUCAGAAUGACAGGAUCACUUCCUGCCCUCAUUCUGAAUUGGCUCUACAGCACCAUACAGGCAUGUAUUUAUUUUUACGGUAAUUUUGUUGAUUACAUCUCUAUCCUACCUUUGCUCUAAAGAGCUCAAGAUUAUGUCCAUUCCUGUCUCCCCCAAUUCCCGCCCCCCCCCAACUACCCAAUGAGGAAGCUUAGGCUGAGAGAUGACCCAAGGUGACCCAAUAUGGCAAAGUAAGCCUUUUACCCCAGGUCCUGCCCAAAAAAGAAGUUCCUUGUGUAGAAAGUGUGAGCAAUCAUCCUACUCUGACAAAGAACCUGUUAAACCUUUUGAAAAAAGAAUAACACAUAAAGAUUUCUAUUGGAAUCUGGACUGUUAUGACUGUAGCUGGUCUAGAAGUGGAAUUGUAAACUCCUAUGUUAAUGUUUCACAUUUUUUAAUGAUGCCAUCAUCGCUAGGCCUGGGCACAUAAAUGCAUGUGACUAAAAAAUAAGUGGCUUCCUCCAAGAUGAAAAUUAGAUCAGCAGUUAAAGAGAGCAGCUCACUUCGGCUCUAAUCUUUUCCACGUGCCACGUCCUCUACUUGCGCCUAGUUUCAGCCCAGCCUACGAAUGAAACCAGCCAUUCAAAGAGGGUGUGGAGAUAUUUCCUUCGUUAAUGCUGCAAGGUGAGUUUGGAGGGCACAGGAGUGGCGCAUGAAGGAGGAAGGGAGCCAGGAUUCAGGGUGGCAAUAUGCCUGCCUUCAGAUUUUCUGUGUCCCACAUGGGGAGGAGGGAAACAGCAAAGUCCACAAAGUUUUGCAGUGUAUGUCUUGAGUCACACAAUUAGAUCUAGCGUAUUUUUCUGUGUAUAACACGUCCACGUGUAUAGUAAAGGUAAAGGUACCCCUCACCAUUAGGUCCAGUCAUGACCGACUCUGGGGUUGCGGCGCUCAUCUCGCUUUAUGGGCCUAGGGAGCCAGCGUACAACUUCCAGGUCAUGUGGCCAGCAUCACUAAGCUGCUUCUGGCAAAUCAGAACAGCGCAUGGAAACGCCGUUUACCUUCCCGCUGGAGCCGUACCUAUUUAUCUACUUGCACUUUGACAUGCUUUUGAACUGCUAGGUUGGCAGGAGCAGGGACCGAGCAACGGGAGCUCACCCCGUCACGGGGAUUCGAACCGCCGACCUUCUGAUCGGCAAGUCCUAGGCUCUGCGGUUUAACCCACAGCGCUACCCGCGUCCCUCCACAUGUAUAAGAUGACCCCUAUUUUUUGGGACCCCAAAUUAAGGAAAUGGGGGGAGAUUGCCCAGAGUUGUUCAGCUUUUGGGGGGGGGACCGCCGCUGCCAAUCGCACGUCUCACCGAAGCCAACAAUCGUCUGCUCGCUCACCACCAGCAGCCACCAAUCGCCCGCCCAAUUGCCGCAGCAGCAGCCAAUCGUCAGCAGGCAUUGCUGCAGCCACCAACCACACACCCAAUCACUGCUGACAAUCUCCCGCUCAUGGCUGCCACCAAUCGCCUGUCCCCCCUCUGCACUAUCCGUGUAUAAGACGACCCAGUUUUUAACAUUUUUUAAUAAUAAUAAACCAUUGUCUUAUACACGGAAAAAUACAGUAGUUAUUAUGAUCUGGCCGGCCAUUGUAAGAACAGGAUGCCGGACUAGAUGGGCACCUGUGGGGGCAACACUUCAGGGAUUUCCUCUGCCCGAGGAAGCUGCUUCGCCCUGCCCCAUGGGUGAGCCGGCCCUGGUGUUAUGGGUUUUGAAGGCAACCGCAGCAAGCUAUUAGUCAGAACGUAUAAAAUACCAAGAAAUCAACGCAGGAAGAAGUUUCUGUUUCCUACAAGCUGACAUACCCCAUCUUAGCACUUGCUCUCUAAUAAAAGAACAACUACAGUGGUACCUCUGGUUACAGAUGCUUCAGGUUACACACUCCGCUAACCCAGAAAUAGUGCUUCAGGUUAAGAACUUCGCUUCAGGAUAAGAACAGAAAUCGUGCUCCGGCGGCGCAGCGGCAGCGGGAGGCCCCAUUAGCUAAAGUGGUGCUUCAGGUUUAGAACAGUUUCAGGUUAAGAACAGACCUCCAGAACGAAUUAAGUACUUAAGUAUUUUACCUCCCCCUGCACAAACGAAAUAUGCUGUGGCACAAAGAGUUCAUAUAAAAAUACCUAUGCAGAAAAAAAUCUCAUUGACGGCGGUGGAACUUACUCCUAGGUAGCAUGCCAUUGAUGCGUAGGAGCCCUAACCUCGUCGCUUCACAAUUGCUACACCAGCAGUGGAACAACAUAUAAAUUUAUUUAUUGAUCGUGAAAUAUAUUAUCCCACAAACCUUCAGCUCACGUUUUCACACAACAGCUAACAUUAAAGGCGUUUUAAAACAAAAACAAAAAAAAGAGUCAGACAAAAUCUCUAGAACAGCAAAAACCAGCAGCUAAAACAUUACCAGUAAGGUGACCAAAUAAUAUUUAUACAGCACUAAAUGGUGCUUUUAAAUAUGCUACAGAACUCUGUCCUGGGGUUUGAUUUUAUUCUCUAAAGCUGGUGUACCAUGUGAAAACUACAAAAUGCUUCUAAACAACAGCGCCACCUGCUGUAUGAUACUAAAGCCAUUACUACUACUCCUACUACAGUACUAUUAUUAUUAUUAUUAUUAUUAUUACUAUUAUUAUGCAUUCCUAGGCUUACUCAUAAGUAAGCCAAACAGUGUUCAAAGAGACUUACUCCCAGGUUAACGGGGAUAGGAUUUGCAGCUUCAGUGCAGUAUAUACCGUAUUUUUCGUCCCAUAGGACGCUCCGUCCCAUAGGACGCACCUAGUUUUUUUGGGGGGAAAUAAAGGGAACUCCCGCAGGGCUGCGUAGGCUGCGGAUGUGUUCCCGAAGCGCCGGGCGCUCUGCUUUCAGAAGUCCCGCAGGGCUGCGUAGGCUGCGGAUGUGUUCCCGAAGCGCCGGGCGCUCUGCUUUCAGAAGUCCCGCAGGGCUGCCUAGCCUGAGGAUGUGUUCCCGAAGCGCCGGGCGCUCUGCUUUCAGGGCGCCCGGCGCUCCGGGAAGCAGGCUGCUAUCCGCAGCAUAGACAACCCUGCGGGACCUCCCGCAGGGCUGCUUAGGCUGCGGAUGUGUUCCUGAAGCCUGGAGAGCGAGACCCCUCUCACUCUCCAAGCUUCAGCGAAAGCCUGCAUUCGCCCCAUAGGACGCACCCAGAUUUCCCCUUCAUUUUUGGAGGGGAAAAAGUGUGUCCUAUAGGGCGAAAAAUACGGUACAUCUUGAAUUCAGAAAUGUAGUGUGUAGUGGUUAGAGUGCUAGACUAGGACCUGGGAGACCAGGAUUCAAAUCCCCAUUCAGUCUUGAAGGCUCACUGGAUGACUUUGGGCCUGUCACUAUCUCCCAGCCUAGCGAACCUUUCAGGACUGUUGUGAGGAUAAAAUGGAGACAGGAGAAGUAUGUAUACCACCUUGAGUGCCUUGGAGAGAAAGACGGGCCUCAAAUAUAUAAUUUAUUUUUUAAAAAAAUAUUAAGUACAAAUUAGAAAACAUACAUAUUUACAACAAAAGAAAAUACAGAAGAAAGAGAAAAUACAUAUAACCAAGGAAACAAAUGAGAGAAUACUUUACCUCUUUUCAUAUUUACAGUUAUUUAUACCUCUAUAAAAUGCUAUUCACAAUAAAGGAGUGAAAUGAAAGAUAAGGCAUCAGAAAAAAAGAAGAAAAGAACAAAGAAUAAAUAAAGAAGUAAAAGAAAAGGAUCAUAGGUGAAAUUUUUAAAGUAGAUAAGUAUUCACUAUACAUAGCCGUUUCCCAUCUAUAUUUAUAUUCAUUUGUAUAAUUUUAUCUUGUCCUUAUCUACCUUAAAAAGUGUUGUUGUUGUUUUAAAAGACUUCCACCGUUUGCCUCACGCGUUUUUAAUAAUCCGUUCGUCAGAUCCUCUGUUCCUCAUAUUUUCCCUUUGGAUUUCCUUGAUGUCUCACUUUGUAUUUUUUAUAUUACACACAAGAUUAUUCUAAACACAACCAGAUUUUUGUGGUCGAGCCCUGGUUUUGUAAAUAAUCGUUUAAGAACUCCCAUUGCUUCAUAACCAUAGUUUUGGAUUUUCUACUUAUUAUAGCCAUCAGUUUUGCUAGUUCCAGGCAGCGGCGUAGCGUGGGUUGUCAGCACCCGGGGCAAGGCAAGUAAUUUGCGCCCCCUAACCCGGGGCAAGGCAAGUAAUUUGCGCCCCCUAACGCCUAACCUGCCGCCGCUGCCAGCUUCUUCUUGCUGCUGCCUGGUCUGGUCUGGUGUGGUUCUCUCCCGCGCUCAGCGCUGUGCUGGGCAGCCGCUGCACUGUCCCUCCCCCAGAUAGUCCCUCGCUCUCUCUCCGCACCGCACGCCUGGCACCCACCCCCUCCACAGUGGGCGGCGACCCAGCGGCUCAGAUCGGAUUCGCACAGCCAGCACUGCAGUGAGAGUGAGUGAGCCAGGUAGGGGCAGAGAGCUGCGAGUGCGAGCGCGCCCCCCCAGAUGUUGCGCCCGGUGCGGCUGGCCCCCCCUGCACCCCCCACACUACGCCACUGGUUCCAGGUACUAGAAAAGUUUCCCCAACCAUUCUCUUUUUGUUGGGAUGCUGUCUUCUUUCCAAUAGCUAGCAAUCAAAAUUCUUGCCGCUGUUGUCGCGUAUAGAAAUAAGUUAGUUUCAUCUUUUGGGAUAUCAUUAUCUAAAAUUCCUAAUAGAUAUGCCUCUGCCUUUUUUGUGUGUGAUGUCCUUAUCAAUGUUUUUAUUUCGUCGUGGAUCAUGUCCCAAAAGGUUUUAAUCUUUGGGCAAGUCCACCACAUGUGAUAUAACGUACCUUUUGUUCUGUUACAUUUCCAACAUUUGUUGUUGUUCCUUUUAUUUAUUUUUGACAAUCUGUCAGGGGUUAGGUACCAUCUAUGGUGAAUUUUUCUGAAAUUCUCCCUUAAUAAAUCACACACAGUAAAAUUUAUGUUUUUCUCCCAAAAAGUUUUCCAUCUUUCCAGAUCUAUCUUAUAUCCCAAAUCGUGCUCCCAUUUUAACAUGUUUUUCCCUUUCAUCUCUUGGUCUAAGGUGCUUUUCAUUAAUAAUCUAUACAUUUUUGCAAGUAUUUUUUGAUCGCUUUGCAAUAUUUCCUUUUCUAAUUUUGAAGUUUUAAAAUUCCCCCUUUUUAUGUCUUUUUCAUAUGUUGCUUUUAAUUGAUAAUAUUGUAAUCAAUUUAUUCCAAAUGUUUGUAAUUGUUCAUAAGUUUUUAAUUUAAUAUUUCCGUCUGCAUCUUCUAAUAUUUCCCUAUAUGUUGGCCAAGUCUCUUUUGCAUUACUCUUUAAUGUUGUGGUUGCCUCUACUGGUGAAACCCAUUGGGGAGUUUUCUCAAUAAUUUUUCCUUUUGUUCUUUCCAAUAGAGCCUUUCUUACUAUGUGAUUUGUAAUUUUUUUAUGUUGUUCUUUUUUGUCAUAAAAUAAAUAGCCAUGCCAGCCGUAUAUUUUGCCUCAAAUAUAAUGAAUGAAUGAAUGAAUGAAUGAAAUGAAAUGAAACGGAGGACCUUUUCUUCCCUGAACUUGCCCACGUAAGCAAACCAAUUUUAAAUAAAAAGGUCAAUUCCUCAAGGAACAUACAAUAUGAAUUCUAGCACACAGGGGAAAAAGAAAGGGGGGGGCAGUGAACAGUAAUGAUACCAUAUUGGCCCGAAUAUAACCCACAGUUUCCCUCAAAUUCUGACCGUGAAAAGUUAAAGUGCGGCUUAAAUUCACAACCUUACAAAAACUGGCUUUUACGAUACCGCUGCUGAAACAGACGUACGGUAAAACUGAACAACAAAAAGGUUUUAUUGCCGAUUUGCGAACUUCAGUGCCUGCGCAACUGCAGCAAUUGAAGGGAUUUGCAAUUUUAGCGAUUGUAUGGUAUGAUUUUGCGGGCUUGGAGUUACAAUUCUACCAACCGCAGAGAUUUUUAGCCUGUAACUCAAUUUUAAGGGAGCAGCUUAUAUUCGGGUAUUGUCUUUUUUUUCUCUCCCUCCCCCCUUGAAUUUUAAAGGUGCGGCUUAUUUGCGGGUGCGGCUUGUAUUCAGGCCAAUACAGUAUGUGCAAGUGGGUCAGUGCAGAUGUACGUGCGUAGAAUUUAUGGAAGUUGAUGCUGCUGGGCUCCAUCUCCCAUCAUUCCUGAUAAUCUAAUAAAUAAUAAUAAUUUUUUAUUUAUACCCCACCCUUCCUGGUUCAGAAAACCGGGCUCAGGGUGGCUAACAACAAAUUUGAAACACUCAUUUGAUGCAACAAAAAACAGCAUAAAAUACAAUAUAAAAUGUGAAUAACGAUAAAUUCAGAAUUCAAAAAUCAAUUUAGGUGGGAAAUCCAUCCAAUAAACAUUAGAUGAUCACCAGGGCUAGCUGGUUAAAUUAGUCCUAUUUGGGCCAGCAAGGAGACCAGGAGGGAAUUAGCUGUGGGAUCCCAGAGCGGGCAAUCUUCACAAAAAGAGGAAGGGAAGGAAGGGGGAUAAAAGAUCAGGCUAAGUUCAAAUUGAAAGCCAAGCAGAAUAGCUCUGUCUUACAGGCCCUGCAGAAGGAGGUUAAAUCCUGCAGGGCCCUAGUCUCAUGGGACGCAGCAUUCCACCAGGCCGGAGCCAUCACUGAGAAGGCCCUGGCCCUGGUGGAGGAUAAUCUGACUUCCUUAGGACCUCUAAACUCUAAAUCUGUCAUGCUGGCUGAGGAUGAUGGGAGUCGGAGUCCAGCAACAUCCAGUGGGUACCACCUGGUCUACCUCUGGGGUAAGCCAAAUGUGGGACGUGUGGGGUUUGAAGGGAGAGAGCUGGCACCACAGAGAAAUGUGGUGGGAGGCCAUUUUGAGGCAUUGGGGCCAGCAAGGAUUGAAAAUGCUCAGUCACUUAAGAGAGGAGGGGCACAGCGAGAAAGAUGAACAGAACAGGGAGCAUUAGGAGGAAUGGUAGAAAUCAAGCACAUGCUGAAACUGGCGCAAUUUGGGGGGGGCAGUGCUCAAUGGGCAAACUAACCUGUGAUGGGCAUUUCAGACAGCCAGGGUGACAUCAUGGGAUAGCUGCCCCUGCAAUAUACCAUAUUUUUCAGUGUAUAACAUGCCCCCGUGUUGGGUUUGGGUUGCCAAAAAUCACUCACCCACAGGACCGCCACAGCCAAUCACACGCACAUCAACAAAGCGACCAACCGGCAGCACGCUCGCCAAAUGGAAGCGUCAAUCACCCGCCCAAUUGCUGCAGCAGCCUAUAGCCAGCAGACCUCGCCGCACCCACCAAUCACCCACAAAAACACCACAGACAAUCUCCUGCUCACGGCAGCCAUCAAUCACCCGUCCCACCUCUCCACUAUCCGUGUAUAAGAUGACCCCCAUUUUUUAGUAUAAUUUUUAUAAAAAAUAACCUCGUCUUAUACAUGGAAAAAUACAGUAAUUCCCACAAAACUAGAGUUCCCAAUUUGGUUUAACAAUCAAUCCCUCUUCCCAGGAAACUCUGGGAAGUGCAGUUCUGUGAGGGGAGCAGGUGUCUCCUGACAACUCUCAGCACCCUUAAAGGUAAAGGGACCCUUGACCAUUAGGUCCAGUCGUGACCGACUCUGGGGUUGCGGCGCUCAUCUCGUUUUAUUGGCCGAAGGAGCCGGCGUACAGCUUCUGGGUCAUGUGGCCAGCGUGACUAAGCCGCUUCUGGCAAAUCAGAGCAGCACAUGGAAACACCAUUUACCUUCCCGCCAGAGUGGUACCUAUUUAUCUACUUGCACUUUGACGUGCUUUCGAACUGCUAGGUUGGCAGGAGCAGGGACCGAGCAACGGGAGCUCACCCCGUCACGGGGAUUCGAACCACUGACCUUUUGAUCGGCAAGUCCUAGGCUCUGUGGUUUAACCCACAGCGCCACCCGCGUCCCCUCUCAGCACCCUUAACAAACUACAGUUCCCUGGAUUCUUUGGAAUUAGGGUGAAUAAUUUUCAGGAAAUGCAUGGAACUGAAGAUUUCAUUACUAAAUUGUAUCUCUUUUCAGUAGCAAGCUCCUUCCCAUUUGCAAAAAAAGAGAGAGGUGGCUUUUAUCGUGUAUAAUGUUGUUGCUCUUUCUUUGUUUCCUCUUUCCUGCCACGAGAGGGCAAACAUGGAUAGUAAAAGAAAGGUUGACACUGUCAAACGGUUAGGACCUUUAAAUGCAAUGGAAGAGUGGUAUGUUUCAGCCUUAAAGAUGCAGCCCUGUUCACUGGGUUUUUGAAACAACUUAUUUCCUAUCAGAGGUAGAAGAAUAGAGAACAACAGAGGGAAACAGAACAUCAAAAGAAGGAACAAAUUGGGCGAAAGAGUGGGAAAAUAUAAUGUGCUCAUAAAGCUGACUGCAAUUGCAACAGUAAUUGUGCAUCAAUAGCAAAACAACACACAACAGAAGUCUGAUUUCAUUUCUACAUGCAGCCAUGGGAAUUUGAGAACCUUGUGGCCUCCUGUUACGCUUCCGCUGACCAGGAUUCCCUCUCCUUCCAUAAAUAUGCAUUGAAUGAAUGAGAAGCAAAACACACUCUUAUGGAAAUGCAAAAGGAUAGUUGAAGGGUGUUCAACGUAAUUAGUUUGUCUUGUCUGAUGUUACUUGUGUGCCUGGCGUCAUGUGACGUACUGGUCCUAUGUGUGCAAAGCCUCUUUCAAUCACUUCAGAGUGAAAUUCAAAUCAGUUCACAUAUAAAGGUGAGUCUACCUAAUUCACACUUUCUGAAACAAUGUGCCAACUGAGGUACAGUCAUGCUUCAAAAUUCACACUUCUGCAAAAAAAUUGCAGUGCAGUUCUUCUGCCAUGUCAGGUGUGCACAAAAACGCAUACACCCCGAUAAAGCGUGCAUAAAAAUGCAUAUAUUGGUGAAGAUAAUAUACAUAAAUCCUUUAUAUUAGGAGGAAAUUGCUUUGCAAAUAUAAGGCAGAAUCACAUGUAAAAAGGUGAAUAAUAGGGGAAAUUUGUGUUAAAAGGCUGACAAAUUCUCAUGAGGGUUUUUGUGUUUUUUCAAGGAUUGCAAACUGAUGAAGAAAAGUGGAGAACUUAAGACUGGAGAAGAUGAGCAAUUGAAACGGUCAGAUCCGCCCAUCCCUACUGCAGGCCUUCACAAGAGUUAUACCUGAACACCUAACUAACAUGCAAAGUUCAAUGGCUGCAAUGCAACUUAAUUUAAUCCCUACAAAGCCCUGCCACUGGGAAAGCAAUCCAAGCCGCCCUUUGAAGUGAAACAUACUGAUCUUUUCAUGGGCCUCCAACUUAAACAGAUAAGUACCAUGAAACACGCGAAAGAUGGGAACACAGCAAGACUUGUUUUAGUUCCAUAAUUACGGCUGAUUCUGGAGCUCGGGAUGUGUUUACAUUGCAUGUAAUGUAUGUAUCCGCACGUCUAGCCGAGAAGUUCAAACACUUGGGCUAUUGAAAACAACUUGGAGACAGCGUGGGGAACGGGCAGCCUGGGUGUGAUCAGCAUCAAAGGGAACUUAGCACCAAAGGCAUCUGCUGGGAAAAUGAAAUCUGCACGGCACCUACUUGCAAAAUAUAGAGCUGGUGACAGGUGGGGGGCUUUGGAGAGCCUUGAGACUCGCCCCUUGUCAAGAGAGGCAAGCAAGGCCCUUGCUCCGGACAAAUGACUCAAACUACAAGAAAGAAGAUUCCACCUAAACAUUAGGAAGAACUUCCUGACAGUAAGAGCUGUUCGACAGUGGAAUUUGCUGCCAAGGAGUGUGGUGGAGUCUCCUUCUUUGGAGGUCUUUAAGCAGAGGCUUGACAACCAUAUGUCAGGAGUGCUCUGAUGGUGUUUCCUGCUUGGCAGGGGGUUGGACUCGAUGGCCCUUGUGGUCUCUUCCAACUCUAUGAUUCUAUGAUUCUAUGAUUCUAUGACUCCAUUAGCAUUCAGGCCCAUCACCAGAAAUGUGACAGGCAAGGGAAUCAUUCCUGACUGGGCAGAAUGUCAAUGCGGGUGGCCAAACCCCAAAAAAGCAUCAUCUAAUGGUAUCAAUAUCCUUGGGUUGUUUUUGUUUUGAUUAUGUAUUUUGUGUUUUUAUCUUGUGAUUUUAUCUUGUGAACCACCCUGAGACCUGCGAGUAUAGGGAGGCAUAAUAAUAAUAAUAAUAAUAAUAAUAAUAAUAAUAAUAAUAAACAUUUUAAUUUUGAUAAAAUCAAUACUUGAUCCCGUUAUCUCAGCACCAGUCAUAUGCGACAUCCCAAAAUUACAGUGUCCCGGCUUCUGAUUGCAUACUCUCCAACAUUUCUCUAAUGAAAAUAGGAAUGUCCUAUUCAUUAUCAUUAUCAUUAUUAUUAUUUAUAUCCCACACAUCUCAAAGGGUUGCCCCAGCCACUCUGGGCAGCUUUUAACAUACAGUCGUACCUUGGAAGUCGAACAGAAUCCGUUCUGGAAGUCCAUUCGACUUCCAAAACGUCGGGAACCAAAGCGUGGCUUCUGGUUGGCUGCAGGAAGCUCCUGCAGCCAAUCGGAAGCUGCAGAAGCCACGCCAAACAUUCGGCUUCUGAAAAUCGUUUGAAAACCGGAACACUCACUUCCGGGUUUUGAUCAUUUGGGAGCCAAGGUAUCCAAGGUAGGACUGUAUAUAAAAACAUAAUAAAACAUGAAACAUUAAAAAAGAAAAUCAGCAGAAGUGGGUGGUAAAAGUGGUCAGAUCUUCUGACUUAAGUUCACCUUAGCCUGGGGCAAGUAAUUCAAAGCAGCCCCUGCAUGUCCAGUUAAGGCUCAAAAUCUCAUCAUAAUUGGUCUGAGAAUGAUAAACAACAGCAGGCCAGCUUUGCUUAUAAGACCAGGCUGCCAAGGUCUGCAUCCAAAAUAUCAGUUAGUGGAAGGGAGUUGGCUGCAAUACCAACAAAUAUUUAACCAGUGCAAAUGACCAGGCUGUUCUUUUAGGGUAAGAAUAGCUUUGUUUACCUUUAAAAGAAGACAAUAUGAAGUCUUGCGAAGCAAAUACACAGCUGAAAUAACCCCUGCCUGCAGCUGCAUAUCGCCUCCAAAAGGAGCCUCUUUUUUGAGCUGGUUCCCAGGUUUGUAAACAUGGGGAUUCCCCAGGCUCAUGAUGCCAAAUGUUUGCCACACUUCAUGGGGAAUAGCAUGCAAGCCAGGAGCAUCUUGCUAUAUAAAUAAAAAUGUAAGGUUGUCAUCAUGCUCCCCAGUUUGCGUGGCCACCAAUAGGUGGUCAUGCCAACUGCAGCAUGAUGAACAGCAGGCAGGCAACUGAGGAAGCCACACGGAUGGCGGGUGGCCCAAGCCAGCUGUUUAAUGGGGAGAAGAGGGAGGUGCUUUGCAGCAAGCUGCUCUGUGAAGUGCCACCCCUUCCAUUAAACCUCUCUGCAGGCACUUUUAAUGGAGAGCAAGGAGGGGUUUCACAGCGCAGCUUAGCAAGCCACUCUGUGAAGCAACUCUCUCUCCUUUAAAAAGGGGUGGGGCUUGGGGCAAACUGUGCGGGAAGAGGCGGGGAGAGGAGGCUUAAAGAGAGGGGGUAGUCAGGUGUAGAGGAAAGGCAGUUGACAAACAGAGCGAGCUAGUACUUGUAUAUGGCGGUACCUCGGGUUAAGAACUUAAUUCGUUCUGGAGGUCUGUUCUUAACCUGAAACUGUUUUUAACCUGAGGUACCGCUUUAGCUAAAGCUAUGGUUUUCCCUAUAGUGAUGUAUGGAAGUGAGAGCUGGACCAUAAAGAAGGCUGAUCGCUGAAGAAUUGAUGCUUUUGAAUUAUGGUGCUGGAGGAGACUCAAGAGUCCCAUGGACUGCAAGAAGAUCAAACCUCUCCAUUCUGAAGGAAAUCAGCCCUGAGUGCUCACUGGACGGACAGAUCGUGAAGCUGAGGCUCCAAUACUUUGGCCACCUCAUGAGAAGAGAAGACUCCCUGGAAAAGACUCUGAUGUUGGGAAAGAUUGAGAGCACAAGGAGAAGGGGACGACAGAGGACGAGAUGGUUGGACAGUGUUCUUGAAGCUACCAGCAUGAGUUUGACCAAACUGUGGGAGGCAGUGGAAGACAGGAGUGCCUGGUGUGCUCUGGUCCAUGGGGUCACGAAGAGUCGGACACAACUAAAUGACUAAACAACAACAACCGCUUUAGCUAAUGGGGCCUCCCGCUGCCACCGCGCCGCCACCGCACAAUUUCUGUUCUUAUCCUGGAGCAAAGUUCUUAACCUGAGGUACUAUUUCUGGGUUAGUGGAGUGUGUAACCUGAAGCAUCUGUAACCUGAAGCGUCUGUAACCCGAGGUACCACUGUAUCUGUGUAAGCACCCACACACAUUUAGGGCAGCUUCGUCUUGGACCACUGGAUACGUCAGAACUAAGAGAGGAGGAAGAGCUGAGAUACGUUUGCUAGGUGAAUUCACAGCUGUGGACCCUGGGCACAGACUAUUUGGGUGGAUCACAGCAAAGGUUCUUGCAAGCCAGCACCCUGUGGCUAACAUGGGAAUCCAGAUGCUCCUGAAGAGAUCUGUAAGAUGGAAUGUAGUAGGACAGGAAUGAGGAACUUGUGGUCCUCCUGAUUUUGCUGAUCUUCAACUCCCAUCAUCCCUGAUCAUUGACUGUUCUGGCUGGGACUGGUGGGAGUUGGAGGUCUCUAAUGUAGACCACCAUUAUUCAUUUCCGGUCUCUAUCACCUAGCAAUUAGAGAUAUAUGUAGGCUCCACUCUCAGCUGUCGUGUCUAAUCGCCAUUCAAAGACACAAUCUUUUAGUCUCGAAUGUUGUAAAUCCUCAAUGAAUUUGCCAUUAAAAAAAGAUCUAAAAGAGUAACUAUCACAGCUUUUUGAGGAAACGAAUUCCACCAGUCGGUUGCAUUCUGAAUGAAGAAGUGUGUUCUUUUGUCUGUCUUAAACCGACUGCCAAUCAGUUUUGCUGGAUGUCAACUGCCAAGCGUUUUGAGAAAGACAAAAUGAGAAUAAGUUCUCACUCUUCAUGUUCUCUGUUGAGAGCCUAGUGAAACAGUCAGACGUGUGUAAUUAGGUCUUGACAGCUGCUUUUUUUUAUCUUAAGGAAGAGCUGAUUCAGCGGGGGGGGGGGGACAAUUUAGAGCAAAGAAGCAUUGCAGUGAGUUGGAGGGGAAGAGGGAAGAGGUGCUUAACCCUUCCUGUCACUUCUUCCUAACAGUUCCAUAGUGCUUCCCCCCCUGUGGAAUUUCAAACACGCCACUGUCAAACAGCUUUGAGAGAGGGGGCUUUCUCCCUCUAAACUGUCCUUAUUCUGCAGCUAUGCUUUCUGUGCAGCCUUUAUGUUUUAGCUAGGAGGCAUCUGUUUCUUAUGUUUGCUUAUAGGCUCUAAGUACAACAAAGCUCGGCUCCAUCUGCGCUAGACAUUUAAAGCAGUAUCAUCCCACUUUCAGCAGUUACGUGUCCCUCAGAGAAUCCUGGAAACUGUGGUUUGUUAAGGGUGCUGAGAGUUGUUAAGAAAGUCCCCUAUUCCCACUUAAGAGAGCUACAAUUUCCUGAGUUCCCUGGGAAGAGAGAUUGAUUGUUGAACUGCCCUGAGAAUUGUAGCUUUCUCAUAUAACUACUUUCAUUUUUAAUAGACAUUAAUGUUUUAAUACAUUUUAUUUCCAAAAACCAGAUAGAUCCAAUGAUUCAGUGAUUUCAAAACAAAACAAAACUGCGGCUUAAGUUCAGAGUUAAGAAAAUCUUUUGUUGGCUCAAGGGUCACAAAGAAGGGACACUGAAAAUGAUCUGAUCAGGAAUGAUGUUGAUAAGUCUGAAUCAGAUAAGUGCUGGAGAUGUUAGGAGGUUGAGGGUACGUUUUAUCAUAUGUGGUGGACUUGUAAAAGGGUAAAAGAGUAUUGGGAAAUGAUAUUUAAUGAACUGAAAAAAAUGUUUAAAAGUACAUUUCAAAAAACCCCAGAGUCCUUUUCGUUGGGGAUAAUUCAGAGGGAAAUUCCCAGGUGUCAAAAAAGACUAUUUAUGUACCCUUCUACUGCUGCCCAUGUCUUACUAGCCCAAAAAUGAAAAAUGAGCGAGGUCCCAACCAAAGAAGAAUAGCAACUUAAACUGAUGGAAUAUGUGCAGCUUGCAGAUUUAACAUAUAGAAUAAGAGAACAAGAAGAACGCAUGUUUAAAGAAGACUGGAAGAUGUUUACUGAAUAUAUGGG
Molecule: messenger RNA, 65486 nt
Organism: Podarcis lilfordi (Lilford's wall lizard)
Lineage: Eukaryota; Metazoa; Chordata; Lepidosauria; Squamata; Lacertidae
Source: the annotation of a GenBank genome assembly